UUUGAGAUAUAGGCAGGUUAGGGUUGGUCUUUAGGGGAUGAUUUUCUCUUUUUCUUAGAUAAUCAGUUUAAGAUGUUAUAGAGAUAUCCAAAUGAUAAUUAGCAGCGAGAUUGAUGAAACUGCCUCCAGCUAUUUUAGAUUAAAUAUAGGGAGUUGCCCUUAGCUCUGUCAUUUACAAGUAAUACAAAGAGUAAUGUUUAAAGCUAAAAAGGUGUCAUGUGUUUGAUAGUCAAAAAUGUCUCCAAACAGCUGCCACUCUGUUAAUAAGAGUCAAAAAUGAGCCUGUAGAUAGUUUCAGGCGAGCUGUAGGGUUUAAACUCCUGUUUUUCAGUGAAUUUUGAACAUCCUGAUGAAACUGCGAAAACUUGACUUGUUUUAUUUAAGGGCUGCGUGAUUUGAGUCAUGUCAGAAAAUGAAAACUAUUAUUUGAGAUAUUGGCAGGUUAGGGUUGGUCUUUAGGGGAUGAUUUUCUAUUUUUUUUCAACAAUCAGUUUAAGAUGUUAUAGAGAUAUCCAAAUGAUAAUAAGCUGUGAGAUUGAUGAAACUGCCUCCAGCUAUUUUAGAUUAAAUAUAGGGAGUUGCCCUUAUCUCUGUCAUUUACAAGUAAUACAAAGAAUAAUGUUUAAAGCUGAAAAGGUGCCAUGUGUUCAAUAGUCAAAAAUGUCUCCAAACAGCUGCCACUCUGUUAAUAAGAGUCAAAAAUGAGCCUGUAGAUAGUUUCAGGAGAGCUGUAGGGUUGAAACUCCUGUUUUUCAGUGAAUUUUGAACAUCCUGAUGAAACUGCGAAAACUUGACUUGUUUUAUCUAAGGGCUGCGUGAUUGGAGUAGCUAUGAGUCAGAGAGCCUCAUGAUAAAAUCACUUUUAACUUAGCUUUAAAGAAAUCCUCAGGAGACCUACUACUACGCGAUUAGUCAAGCAGGUCUUUUCACUGCAGAGAGAGAGAGAGAGAGAGAGAGAGAGAGAGAGAGAGAGAGAGAGAGAGAGGAAGGGAGGGAGGCGGCUGUAUAGGGAGGGGGGUCACCUUUUGUGCAAAUAUAUCAACCAAGAAGACUACCACCAGCAUCAGAUUUCUGUGUGUGUAUGUGUGUGAGAGAGGGAGAGAGGCACUCCUUUGCACAGAGAGAGAGAGAGAGAGAGAGAGGAUAGAGAGAAGUCCAGAAAGCUUUGGAGCAUUGAAGGAAGAAAGAAGACUUGCUGCUACCACAUUUCCAACCAUUUGAACCAAAAGCAAAGUGAAUACUCCUCUUUGAAAAACUUGGAAAAGCAGCCAUGGACGGGAUAACACUCGGACGCGCGUCGCUGCUGUGCACCUUGCUGCUGUGGGCAUUGCAAGGUAAGUCAGUCUGACACUUUUUUACCCUAAAAAAAACCUUCAAAGUAACUUUGUCACGCUGUGGGCACGGUGCCGGCUGUUUUCUAUGGCUUUAGGCGACGAAAUUUUACUUUGCUCUGAUGCGGACUCGGGGUAUAGGGGUCCGGAGCUGCCGGGACAGACCUGUCCUAACAUGCCGCGGUCAGAAGCGGCUCAUGAAGUAGUUUUACACAACCGGACACUUUUUGUUUCAACUUCGGGUUUCUCUCGAUUAUGAUGUUAAGCAGCAACUAGUUGCCACCUGUGCCGAUAAGUCGAAACAUGCCCGGAGCAGGUGGAAGCUCCAAUUUACGCUAAAAUCCACUCAAGUUCUGUUACUUUUUGUCCUGAACUAGUGAAAAGCAGGUCACCGGGUUUUCUGUAAUGUAUCAUAGGCCAAUGGUGUGUGUCUUAAGCUACUUAAAUGGUAAAACUCAGCUCCCCCACUGUAGCGCACUUUCUGUGGCACCAGGACUGCGGCACGCCGCUACUUCACAAGAUACCGCCUCCUAUCCACACACCACAGCCUUGUACAACCCGAAAGAACCUGUGUGCAUAUUACAUUGGAGGUUGUCAAAAUAAAAGACCGUCCAGAGGAAAAAAAAUCUGUGUCAGUAGAAAGUGUAGUCCGUAUUUAUUCAUGGUAAAAAUACAUAUACAUGUUUCCUACAUCAAAAAGAGUUCGUCCUUCAUACAUUAAAAAAGAAAAGCUCUUAUUUUGAAAUCUGUCUCAUUCAGGCUUCUAUGUCUGUCUCUUGGCUGCAGUUUCUUGCGCUUUGAUGUCUGAUCUGCGGGAUUUGCGUCUCCUUUGCUGGCAGUGUGCCUCACCCUGAGCACCCCUGGGUGCUGCCAAAGAGACUAAGCCAGUUUAAAUUCAACCUGUCUUAGGCCUUAUAAGAACUUUGUCAAAGGGAAAAUCUGAGAACAGACUUGUUUAAGGAGUUGAUGGAGAGCUCUGGAAGUUUAUUCUUAGUCAUGAAUUUAUCAUGGAGAUUUAUCUCCCAUGAUUACCUUCUAACUGGUUUAUGGCUCCACUGGGGAGACUGUGGUUUUACUGCAGGCUUUUUAUGGUGUUUAAAGCUCCUUUUAGUGUCACCAUAAUAUUUCAGAUAUUAACCGCAUAAAUAUGUAAUAUAUGACUUGUUUGAUGUUGGUGUGUGCUUUAUGUGUUCGUCUUAAAAAUGUGUUACUUCCUCCAGAGGUCCCAUCUGCAUAUUCGCUCGUCAAGAUGAAAUUUGUUUGAAUUCUUUUUGGCAUUUGGUGAAACUUAUUCCUAAUUCCUCGCCUGUGCAGGCUGUCUGUGGUGCUUUGAAGCAGGAUGAGCAGUAGGGCGGGGCUGGGUUGCUGGGCGACUCCCCUCUCUCGCUCUCUCUCUCUUCUCCACCUCCUCCUCUCUCUCUCUGGCGGUGCUCAAUGCAUCAAUUUUGAAUCCUCAAGAACAGAUUUGGAAAUGUAUUUUUUUAAACCAAACUGAGCUUUUCUUGCAUUUAAAUCUGAGUUUACCAAGCGUUCAUUAAACCGGAUGUCCUUUCACGACUGUCCCCUCCUCUGCUCUCUGGCCUCUGAGACAGUUGUUGCACUUUGCUGUCUGUCUGCCCUUCAUGGAGCCUUUUAACAGGUGCUGAGAAGUGCCUUCUAAUUGAUGAAUGUGGUGCAGAUCGCACACCCUUACAGCUGUGGUGCAUUGAUUUUAAGGGUGAGGUCUUCUCCAGGUGCAGACCUCACCCUGCUCCACCACGCUGCCCUUAAAUCUAAGGAAAGAAGAGUCGCUAUUUGACUCAGAGCUCAAAAUGUCAAUUUCAAGGAACACAAGUCGUCAAAUCCCUCCCUCUAUCUCUCUUUCUCUCCCUCUCUUGCAUAGUUUUGUCUAAUAAUAGCCGCCACUCUAGCUGGGUCUCACUGGGAUUCUGUCACACAGACCCACAUUCUCACAAUUGCUGGUCACACACUUGCAGCUUGCAGCUAUGUCAGUCCUGAGCACUAAAUAGGGAACCAGGGGAUGCAUAACAGCAGGAUGUGUCAUCUCCUCAAAGUGUCACACAUUAUUUCAAACAUAUUUGUCUGCAAUUAUUUAUGUACAGUUGUUGUAAAACAUGCACAUGGGGUGCAUGACAGCCAUGGGCGCCCCAAGGUGCUCAGCAUGCCUGUGCCCAGGAUCUCGGUGACCUCUUGACCCACUCACCCACAUAUCUUGGUGAAUGACUCCUGCUUUGCGCUCCAUACAUGCCAUAUCUUUCUCUAGUGCGGCGCAGGGAGGUAUGGCUGUGAUGUGAUGGUAUUUGACGGCUUGAAAGUUUGUACUUUUGGGCCCAUGUUUGAAAAAGUACUUUAAAAAAUCACUGCCCUUUAAAAGAACUUUCACAGUUUGAAAGUACAAAGUCACACAAAGUGGGUGUUUUUCUCCAGCAGCACUGCCCUAGUUUCUCCAGUUUCUUUCACUCAGAUUCUUAAAUGUUGUAAGGACAAAAAGAACAAAGUGACGUUGAGGUAAAGACACAAAGGGAAAGUCAAACACUCAGAUAAGUCUGAUUUAAACUGUAGCGACUCCAAAGUGGUCUGAACCGGGUGGAGAGAAUCGAAAUGACAAGCAUCAGCUGAGUUCAAGGUGUGCAAGUCUAACACGCAGCGUCAGCCUCUUUGUCUAUCGCGGCUUUAAUUCCCACAGUCAUUUCCUCACUUUUAAUUUCUGUCCCCCCUGCCAGCACAGAAUCAAAAGUUCACCCCCUGCGGCCGUGUGUAAUUAUUAUGGUAUUAGGACCAGAAAAAGAGCCAUUUAGGCAUGAGGAGAUAAAAGCCAGGGGACCUCUUUUACAACUAUCCUGGGGCGCUUCAUUUUUCAGACUUUUGCAAGCUCACACGUGUGCAUUCAGAUUUACUGAUAGGAAUUCGUGGUUUACACUCAUUUAUAGGCCAACUACACUGACACAGACAAAGUGGGAAUAAUUUAUGUUGUGGCGCAUACAUGCAGAGUCCCUAGCUGCGGGAUUCUGGGUGUUACACAACUCUGGAGGCCAUAGCUCAUAUAGCAGUGAGUGACAGAUUGAUGGAGCUUGCGUUGGGAGAACAAGUCCAUGUUUGCCCCCUUGUCAUUAGGCCUCCGGGGGAGCAGGGUCUUGGAAUGGCUUUGCUAUGUGUGUGUGUAUGAGACAGUAGAGGAAUAGGGCACUGGGAUGGAAUGAGCGGCAUUCCUGCGGACACGUCGCAGCUCGCUCUGUAAUGUGUGUGUUUGUUUGUCAUCACCUUUAGAUUCUAUAGAGAGAGGGGCUUCCUAUUCUCGGGAAAAGACCCCUGUCACCGCAAGUCACCGGCUGAGAUCCUCAUUCAAACACGAGGCCACAAAAGCGGCUUCUGUCUCGCCGUUUAGUGGCGGUUUUACAGGUGCAAACUCGGAGUUUGUUCACAGUCACGGGUGCAUUCUUGUGGUUUGACUGGGUUUCACUCAGCCGUACAACCAGGGGGCACUGGUUAAACAUUACUUAGCUAGAGUAAAGAGAAGGUUCUGGCUGUUAGGAUGUUUUGAGUAGGGGAUUUUAGCUCGCAUGUGUUUCACGUACCCACUAGUGUGAAUAAUUCAGACUGACUGACACAUUAAAGUCAAUUCAAACAGGUUGUUAGCACCCUGAUGUUGUAAUGUGAGCACGCAGUUGGCAUAGAUGGGCAGCCGGCGGGCUAAUGAUGGUAGGUUUUCUGCACAUGGUUAAUCCUGGUUUGAAGAAUGAUCUGGCUCUCAGUGGAGACAGGAAAAAGUUUAUCCCCUCUUUUUUUCAUCCUCACAUCCUCACAGGAGCUUCAAAGGAGUUACAUAAACCUGUGAUUACACACACACACACACAUCCACAGGUCCUCAUACAUAAACAAAAGGUGUAUUUUAUCCUGAUUACCUUUGUUCCUGUUCACAUCUCUCCCCUUCUUAUCUUUGACGUUCCUUCUCUCAUUUUUUCUCUCUUUUUGUUCUUUUAAUGACACUUCAUUGUACUUUUUAAGGCGGUGUGUUUGCUUGCUGUGAUGUUGUCUUUUCCGCUGUGCUUUUGUGUCUAGGUCACAGUUAAUAACCCUGAGUAGCAUCAGGAAAAAGUGCCCUGCUGUGUUUUAGUGGGAGAGGGCUCUGUUUGUUUUUAACGCCCGUUCCCCGAGCUGCUUUUCCUCAGAUUUAUGGCCACUAUUGAUGAUUUUAAAAUAAACGCACCCAUCCUCCCACUAGGCAUGUGCAGUUUAUCUCCCUUUCCCAAUAAAUUCCAAUAUGGUUCCUGCCUCCGCCCUGUCUAUGUUGCUUUAGAGUUGCAAAGAGGUUCGACAUAUCACUGUUGAUAGAGAAAAAGAGGAAAAGGUGGAAAAGCAGCUGGUUAGAAAGUUGUUUAGAUCAGGUCUUUUGCUUUGAGGGUACUUUGUUGUCAUUAGCGGCCAUCCUAGGGAGGAAAGGAAGGAAGUAGGGAGGAAGGGAUGCAGGGAGAGAAAGAUCAAGGGAUAGGAUGAGACAUGAUUACAGCUGACUGUUGUGUUGCCACUGUGCGGCCUUGUUGCUGUGGUCUCGAGGGAGGAAGAUGAUGGUUAAUUUCAAAUGCAGCCUUGAAAAGAUGCUCCAUGUCUGUGCUUGUGUGCGUGUCCUUGUCUCCUCUUCUGUGUUUGUGCUGUUGGUGUUGGUGGGGGAGGUAAUUCAGGGUUGGGAGCGAAAUUGAAAAUUCAAAACAGCUCUUUGGGAAGAUGAGGUUAAGUGCUGCCAAUCCAUUUAGCAACAGAGUGCUGCAGUGAGAUGUGCAGAAGAGACCCUCUGUCUGCAUAUGUUUUAGGUAAAGCCUGGCCCACGCAGAGGGUUUUUUAAAAUCCUGAGUGAUGAUGAAAAUGUGAGAGAGCAGUUUAGUUCUUUUAGUGUGAGAAAAAGCAAUGGUAUGGCCUCAUGGUUGACUGAUAUCAGUUUUUAAAUAGGUGAUUCUGAUACCGAUAAUGUAAGAACAGGUUGGCUGAUGGAUGGCCGAUACAUAAUGUUGAUGUCACAUUGUCGUCAAUGUCGCCAACACCCAGAGUCUUGACCCUGAAAACUGGACCACUCACAAAAUCUCUCAGGUCAUUGGUAGAAAACAUGGCAGUUGAAGGGAGGAUUGUUAAACCAGAUGUUUCCCCAACACAACAGGGUAUCUGAUUAAAAAUACCGAAGUAGAAAUGCACCAUUCUGAUAUUUGGAUCGGACAUUAGCUCGGAUAUUGACAAAUUAACUGGAUAUCUGCUGAAUGAUGCAGAUUAAGCGUUCCGAUCCAGUCUUUUUUUUCUUUUAAUUCAUUUUUCUUUUAAUACAUGGAAGUCUUACUUCUUUUACUGUGUGCUAAUGUGCAUUUUGUUAUUUGUUAAUAAAUAAUAUUAGUUAAAUCUAUAUCUGUGUUAAUUUGUCACCUUUUUUUUGACAAGGCUAACGUCAAGCCUGAUGCCUUCACUCACAGGGCAGGGUGUACAGUUAUUUCAUUCAACAGUAGUAUUGGAUCAGUAUCGGAUAUCUGCUGAUAUGCUUACCCCAGGUAUCGUAUUGGAUUUGAUAUCUCUAUACUGAAUGCAUUUAAAAUUUACGAUCUUAAAUUGUUGAGGCCAUGAUCUAAAAUAAAUCACUCUUAAAACACCGGAGAAUCACAUUAGAGUUAUUGAGUUUGGCCUAACAUUUACCUUUAGCCCAUUUAAGGAACAUACAAAGUACAGAGAUUUCUCUUGUUUCCUUUUUUAACUGUAUCCAGUACAAAUCAGUGUACUAAAAUAUCCGGCGAAUCUCAUUCAUGUUUUGUUUCUGCUAAAAAUAAAAUUUUUGGAGUAUAAUAAACUCUCCUCAUGUCCAGUUGUUCAGUUGCUGGAAUGACUGGAACAAGAGUGAUAAAGGCAGAGAUAGCAGCAGUGAGGAUCAGACAGGCGGCAUACUCCAGGAUUGGGGAAUACCAAUUAAGAAUGGGGAAUGUCACGGAAAAGCCUGGAUCUACAGCCAAGGAGAUCAUUUUCCUGGCAGCAGAGCAGAAAUCCUAACCCCUGCGCCCCUCCAACCCUAAACCCUCCAUCUGACUCUUGGCUGGCUGAGCGUCCUCUGGGAGCCCCGCAAGCUGUUGCUUUUCAGACAUCAACAGUUGCCUCAACAGCAGUUGUUGAAUGCACCCCUUCAGAAAAAAAGCCUGUCACCCCUCCUCUUCAUACACUCACACUUGGGUUCCAUUACCACCUCGUGUCUUUCCACCCCACUAGCUCAUCUCUAGUGUCGGGGGUAGAUCUGUAUGUUUGCUGUGAAAGCACUCCUGGCCUGAUUGUCCCAUUGAGUUUUUAACAUCUCUAAAAAUACUUCUGUAAAAAAGAGAUUUUAAACACUUCCCACAUGGACAGUGAAAUAGAUACUCACUUGCACCUUUGACCCAGUUAUUCCUGCUUCUUCCUUCAUAAAAUUAACUGCGGAGCCUCCAGGGAUUCUUCUCCUCUCUUAUCUCUAUCGCAUAACGAUAACCAUAUAAGAGGAGGUGACUUAAAGUUCACUAGCCUGUAGAAUGUGAUGUGUUUACAUUUGCACAAAUAAGGACGUAUUUGAGCAAAUUUACUCAAACCGCUGCCUUAAAGAUUCGUGGAUCAUUACUCAUCUCUCCUUUAAACCACUUCUCAUGUCCAAUCUCCCUCUUCCAUCUGACAGAGGACAUUCCUGCGCCUCCCCUGACUUUAAUCUAGUUAAUGGUUAAGCAGCGGUGGUUAACCUCUCCGCUGAGGCUGGUCACUGUUUGACAAUGAGAUCUUAUUGCUUUAACGGGGCCAGGGGGACCUGAGAGACAGGAGUGGAAACAUUAAUCCUCCACGCUGGGAAGGAAGAGGUGGAGCAGAGGGUGGAGGAGGGGGAAGAGUUGUUGUGAAGGUAUUUUUGAUGUUUAGUGGUGAUACAGCAUCUUCACACAGGUUCUUACUCCCAGUCCUUCAAAUGGAGGUUCCUCUCCAGCAGCAGUGGUCUUGUAGAGCUAAUUGGGCAAGGCAAUGUCCAAUUAGACUCAAACUGAAUAAAACUGUCCAGUAGGCUUUAACAAAUAACAUCAUUCAAGGUUAAAUCGCAAGAUAAAAGUACAAUCCGUUUACCAUUUGACUUAUACACAUACAAAACUAACAAAGGGAAGUUAAAGCUCCUGUAAGAAGUUUGUAGCCGGUCAUGAAACCAUCAAUGAGAGGACUUUCUGUGUUGUGAUUGUAAAUGCUUGUAACCACUUAAUGCAGGGUAGGUUAGGGCUGGGCGAUAUGGCCUCAUAUCAGUAUCACGAUAUACUGAACAGUUCAGCUCGAUAACGAUAAAUGGACGGUAACUACUCCACAAGCUGCUCAGCCCCUCCCACAUUAAAUUUUGAACUGUCCUCCAUCUCCUCACCCCAUCCAAUCCCUCUUUGUUACAGACUGGAUGGGGUGGAGUCACAUGUCUGACGUAGGACCACGUCUUAAAGGGACAUGAGACCAUAGCCUACCUACACAUAUCCAAAACCAACUUUAUUUGACACCGAAUAUACCGAUUUGGGCAAAAUGACGUAGGUUAUUGUUGUAAAUUUUUGUAUCGGACGAUUUUCGGUUUAUCGCCCAGCCCAAGGGUAGGUGCUGGACAAGUUAGGUGUCACAUUUUUCACAGAGGUGCAGAAAAUCGGUACGCAAAAUAGUCCAAAAUGAAACUAUCUUACUGUUUUUGAAAAUCAAUUUUAGAAGAAUUGAAUCUUCACAAGGCUGAAAGUUCAUUCUCUUUGACCGAUUCUCUGACCUCAACUGCUGCCUCGAGCAAAAUGUUCACACCCUUUAUACUAUAUCACCUGACUGCCACACUGCAUUGCUAUAUUAAGGCAGAGAAUGGUGUCCAUUAAUGGCACCACAAGGGUAACCCUAGAGUCAUAGUUCGACGCUUUCAGCUCGUCUAAUACAAUAUUUGGGUCUUUUUGUUGUCUUUUGCGAUGACUUCAUGUUCAUGUGUGAGAAAAGGGGGUUCCCCAUGUUACCUAAGAACCCAGCCUGACUGUCAUCACUGAACGGAUCCUGUGUCGGCUUUCAGGCCCUCCGAGUCAGGUGACCAGCCCGAAGACAUAACCUCAUUGUUUUAUGGAGGUUUCACUUACCUGAGCCCCUCUAAACCAACGACCACAGCAGGAAAGUUCCUCCCGCUUGUUUCUGCUUGUGUGAACUUGACUUUGAAAGAGAAGCACAGAGGAGUAAAGUUACCAUGCUCUGACUGUUAAUGCUCUCCUCAAGUCAAAUCCUGUUCUUAACUUUAGUUUGAGUCUUCUCUCUGCAUUAGUUACAUCUCUCCCUGGAAUUCUCUUGUCAUAGUCUUUACCACUCCCUUCUUUGUGCCCAGCUCUGCGAAUCAUCACUUUUAUCACGGUGUUUUUCAUUCUCCACAGCGCUCACACUCAUCUGUCUCUUUUCCUCUAACUUAACCUCAAGCUCUAUCCAUCAUCUGUCUCCUAUCCCCACCAGGGACCGGCAAAGAGUACAUGAGUCCUCCUGACCAUGUGUCGUCUAAUCAUCACAAUCGCCUGAACAGAAGGUACCGGUAGAAGCAGAAAUCCCCUGAGUUUUUCAGCAGUAGGGGGAGGUAAUCUUCUCUUUCUGACUGACAGAUAAGCUAAUGACAGUAAUCAAGAAGUUAUUUCUGAUGGAGCAACAGUAUUUACAGAGCUACUCAAGCGCUCAAGUUUCUUUCGCAGAUACAUAGCAACAAAUGCGUUUUUCAGAUUUGUCUUUAUCUUAAUUUUCAAAGCGGAAUUUCCUGUGUUGCUCGAGAAGAGUCGAGUUUCAUGGCUUCAUUUCGAUUUUGUCUAACCGGAAAAAAGUACAAGCUUGUUCUUGUCCGUAUGAAUAUUUAAUCCAAAAUCAAUAGCAUUCAAUUGGGUUAUGACUCCAUCAGGCCAAAUGAUUCCCAAUUACAAGUCCGUGCGAUCUGCACAACAACAAACGUGAUGGAUAGUUAUUGUGAGGAUAAUGUUAGACUUACAGAGUGGCUAACUGAUUUAGCCUCUUGUUAUUGGGGGCUAAAGUAAUUAUAACCCCACUGUUUUGCCUCAAAAGCAUUUUGCAUUUCGCUCUGGCAGCAGGGCUGUGGGGGCGAAAGACCAAAUUUGGUCGCUGAUUAUUUGAACUACAUGGUUCAGAGCAGACAUACAGUGGAUAUUCUUUGUUUUCUUUGUAGCUUUACUGAGUUCAAGAGAUGCUAAGGUCUAGGACAGGCAGCUUAGAGGACCCCCUUUGAUCCCCACUCACAUCAACCACACACACACACACACACACACACACUUCAAGAUUUGUCUCCAUGGAGAAUGAUGAAAGACGCACUGUCAAUUAGCAGUUUGGGAGUGUGUGCUGCACUGUGUGUGUGUGCGCGUGCGCUGAGGUCUAUGCAUUGAAAGCCGUGUGUGAGGGUGGGGUUGGUUAAUGGAAGGGGCAGAGGGGACACAUGUUCAAUAAUAAGGCCUGACAAAGGGGGACAGGCAGAGGGAGGGAUGGAGGGAGGAUGGGAGGACGAUGAAGCAUUCAGUAUGUCUCUGCUUUUCAUUACAUCUCCUUUUCUAUUCUCUACUGGAAAUCAAUAUCAUUACUUGAAUUAGAAUGUUACCCCGCAUUAAAACACAAUAAGUUUGAUGCAGCACAAAGAAAACAUGCAUCUGUGCAGAUUUACAGAAUAAUUUAUUUAAAAAUCAAAAAGACAAAAAAAAGCCACUUAAAAUGUUCUUAUACUGAAAUCUCUUUGACCAACAAAAAGCCAGAAUUAAAAAAAAUCUUCAUCAGCAGUGAUGCAGAAACAAAAAAUCAAAAAUGAGCAAUACCCUUUGUCUUAUUUUCAAUGUAAAAAUUCUCAUGAAACAUAAUAAUGAGCCACAUUCACCUGACACCACCAUAUAUUUGUCUUAUUUCAAGAUGUUACAGGCAAAAUAAGAGCUGUAAUGAGUUAACAAAUCUGCCUGUGUGCUUGUCUAGCUAAAUUUACCCAACAAAAUGGACUGAAUUGAGAAUAACAACUUAAUUAAAGGAGCUGAAGUACAUUUAACUUAUCCAACUGGCAGAUUUUUAACUUAUUACAGGCAGUUCAGGUCCUUAAGAAAAAAAAAAAAACGUUUAUUUCCUUCAAUUAGAUGUUCAGUUGGAUUUGCCGUGUGAAUGUGGCUCAUAUCAAAUCUAACCAAUAAUGUUUUUUACUAGAUAUUGGACAACAGCACAAACUACAUUUGGAGUUUUGGAAGGUUAAAAAAAUCACCACUGACCACAAAUGACGUUCAUGAACUUGAGGUCGUAGACAUACUUGGCUGUGAAAUUAGCUAUUUGAGUAAAUAUGGCAGACUCUGUUUUUGUUGUGUGGCAGUCUGAGUAUAUCAUAAAUAGGCUUUGCACCUUUUCUGUUAACUACUUCAUAAUUCAUGAUAAUAUUAUGAUACUAUUAAAAUUAAAUGAACUCCAGCGCUCAAUGCUCGCUGAUGAAGUUGUAUGGCUCAGCUGUUUUGAAGCUCCUGUGCUUAUAGACUAUAUAGGUGUAAAACACAUUCCUGAAGCAACAUACAUGACUCACACUGUACUUGUGUGUGGAAAUAUGGUGAUUUAUAUGUAUUGGCCUCAAGUGUUCAAGUCUGAGAGCCAAAGUGGAUUCCACUCAACUUUGUUCAUAAUACAACUGCAGCCCUGGGACUUCUCAUUGCCACACCUUGUUAAUGUAUAUUUCAGAGGUCUGUCUGCACCUGAACAAGGCUACAUUGUUAAAACAUUCCUGGAGGCUGUUGGAAUGCAGGUAUUAAUACUGGGCUGAUUACACACAUGGCAGAGAGAGAGAGGAAGAGGAGGAGGAGGGAAGGAAAGGAAAGGAAGAAAGAAGGAAUGGAGGGGAGACGCAGAGAGAGGGGGCGACGCUGAGGCACAGUGAGAGGGUGACAAAGGGUUGGCGAUGUUUUAAGUGCGUGAGUGUGUGUGUUUGUACACGCAUGAAUGACUACAUGGAUGUAUGCAGGUGGUUAAGUCACAGUGUGUGCACCUCCAUACAUGUGAGAAGUCUGCACGUUCGAGAAAGUGUGUGUCUGGAAUGCGUACCCCAUUAACUGAAUUAACACUGCUGUGUGUGUAUGCAAGCGUGUGUGUGUGCGUGUGACAAAGCAGAGAGUUGGUGUGGGGGACAGGACCUGGCUGUGUGUGUGGGCAGCCGUCACUUGGAGCAGUCAGGGCUAUUGGGAGCAUGUGAACAUUACUGCAACCCCAACAUGAACUGAAAUCCGUACUGAACAGAGGUUAUAAAUAGGUGUGAGUGUGUGUGUGACCAGUCCCACUUCGAUGGCUGUACCAGCUGGCGAUGGGACAGUGGUGGAUUUGUAGGAGAGAGCCCGCUGCUACACUUAGCGAGGCCUCACAUGUCUGAGCCAACUCUUGUUUUCUUUUCCAUUUUAUUUAAUAUCCCAAGUCCUCCUUUCUGAGUGGUCUUUUCUUUCACCUUGUCGACACACAAAGCUGCUUGCUGCCUUUUUUUCCUAUUUUUUCAGUUAAAACAAAGAUAACGGUGUGGCAAAGUGUUUUCAAAAUAAUGUUUUCAAUGCUUAAUGCUUUUGAUACUGCAGAAGGAUUGGAAGUAGAAAGGUGAUAUGACACAAUACGAUACAAUACUAUAUUAUACAAUCCGUUACGAUACAAUACGAUAUGAUAUGAUACAAUACAAUAUGAUAUGAUUCAAUACGUUACGUUACAAUACAAUAUGAUACGAUAUGAUAUGAUACAAUACAAUACGAUAUGAUAUGGUACGAUAUGAUAUGACACGAUAUGAUAAGAUAUGAUAAGAUACAAUACAAUAUGAUAUGAUACGAUAUGAAAUACAGUAAGAUUACUAAAGUUAAGAUGAUUUAAGCAGGUAAAAAGAUCAAAAUAAUAGCAAUUUCAUGUUAAAACAUUUUUAAAUUUAAUUUCAGGGCCUACUAUGGAGAGCUAUUGAGGCAUUUCGCCAUGCCCACGGUGAAAACCCAUGCUCCAUGAACCAUUCCUAUGUUUUGGCUAAAGUGGGCUACAUGCUACACUUUCAUUGUUUAGGUUAUGUCUGAUGAGAUUUGAUAAAAACCUUUAUGUAAGUGUAGUGCUAUCUCAUAAGCUCAUGGUUUUAGCCAGUUUAAAUCAAAACCAAGAGGUAAAACAUGUUAUGAGAACAAUUCAGAUAUUUGCACCAAAAAUAUCGUUACUUUAUUUCUGUGCAACAAAAGCUUUUCUUUCUCCAUCAUUCUUCAAAUUUUUGAAUUCUUUCCCUUUUUAAAUCCUUGCUGUGAUUUGAUCGGGAUAUUCUCCCAGUUUGCAUUGUGUCACAUUGAGUCACCGUGGUUGUGGCUCCUGACUCACCAGCUGGUGCUAUAUGAUCCCGGCUGUCAGGGUUAGAGCCUGCUCCUUGGCAAGGAAGUAUGCGAGAUAAAGCCCGCCAAAAAAUCCACCAUCCACUGCCUGCGCCCUCUUCUCAAGCCCCUCACCCACUCACUCCCUACCUCGCCCCAUCUGUUUGCGGUGGUGGUGUGUGCGUGCAUUUGGCGCCGGUUUUUGGGGGGCAGUUGGUGUAACGGUUCAAGAGAGCAUCUGAGCCGGGCCCACCAUCGGCAUCACAGGGCACACAAAGUCAGAGCUCAGUGUGCAGCGCUAACCUCAAGCUAAUGCUAAUUUCCUUGGAAAAUCGGCAAGAUAGGCUACAUGCUAAGAGACCUCGGCCUUAUGGUCACAUUGCUAUCAGCCAAACAAUGGCAUACUUGUCUUCCUGCAGUUCCCACCUGUUCUCCUCCCUCCUUUCGGCUUAAUCCAAGUAUCAAAACAGGACCUCGUGUCCUUCAGAGAACACUUUCUCUCUCUCUCCACCCACUGUGUGCUUUCUUUCUUUUUCUCGAUCCUUGCCCUCUCCCUGUGGACUGGUGUGGCAUUUUCAGCAGGACAAAGGAAACGGUGGCACUGAUGGGGAAAGAGAGGAGACAUGGACUCCAGAUCAUGUUGCAUUUGUUCCUCUUUAACACUAUCUCAACUUCUUUCUCUCUGUGUCCUCAUUUCUUUCUUUCACUGUCUGCUCACCCUUCCCUUUCUCUUGACACUUCUUCCAGUCACUUGUUUGCCCUUUUUUUGCUCAUUUCAUAUCCUCCUCUUUCCCCAUUCUUUGGACUUUCUCUGCUGGUGCAUUUCUUUCUGUGCAUUUCCAUCUUUUCCCACUCCACCAUGCAGUCAGAACCCCUGCAGUGGAUUAUCAGUCAGUUGACUCACAGAGGGCAGCCAAAGCCUCCAGUACAAACAUGAGACAAUAUCCAAAUGAUUGGCUGCCUGGCUGUGGACCGUAGAAACAAGCCUCCAUAUCAGCCUUAGCCAGGCCUGGUCCACUGGUCUGACCAUAAACCACAUUAGCGGGUCACACUGACACACUGCAGCACUCCUGUUUGUUUGCAGCAGCUGCUUUGGUUGUAGCUCAGCAUGGAACAGAAUGAAUUAUCAGAUAAAUACAGAAGCUGCUAUCAUUUGUUUUCGCAUAAGGUUUGUUUUUUUGUGCGUGUGGGCGGGAAGAGGAGUCUGGAUGGCAGAAAUCGUGCUAAGUUAUGCUAAUGAAUGUGUGUUGCCGAGCCCCUCUGUUCUGAUUUCUUUCUCAGAGGCUCACCGGGUCAUGUUCAGCCACUGAGUUUUGUUUUCACUUUAUCAUUCCCUUGCAUCUGUGGAAACACAACAAUUGGCAUCCAAAGCUCAGAGCUAAACCAGCACAGUUCCUGCUGAAUUCAGUCGCUCAAUGCAAAUCCGAUGUAUUUUUAUACAUACUUAAUGCUACUUAUGCAUAUUUUUAUGGCCUGGCACCCAUAUGUGGCCGGUUAUUUGCAAAAUGUUAUGAAUGAAGAGACCAUUUGGUGCGAACAGAGGGUGGUGAGCAUCUGCGUCCGAGUGCGCUAAAUGUAUAUAAAGCCACUUUAAUCUGGGGAACACAUUCUCUUGCGUCUACCGGGUGUUUUCCCGCCCAUCUGCCUCUCCUUGUGCACAGCUGAAACUUUGAGCCGGAGUGUUACCUCCAAGUGUUGCCUCCAUGUGUGUCCCCGCCUCGCCUGCCACCUCAGCCUGAGCCUCGCUGCUCAUUAUGGAGAUAUUCCGGAGGCUUCUCUGCCCCCCAGCUAUCUUUCUGCUCAUGAGAUGGAGAGCUGAAGUCAUGGAAAAAUCCCCGAGCUCUGCUGAUGAUAGCUUCCACGUCGCCUGUCCGUCAACUUGGCUCACUUCUCUCCCACAUUCCUCAGCUCACACUUCUCUUAUGUCUUCUCACCUCUUCCUGGAUUUGACAGCCCCCCUCUGCUCCUCUCUUCUUGCCCUUUUCUCUCUUCUUCCCCUCACCCCUCGCUGGCUUGUACCUGUAUGGACAAGCUUUUGCCUGCUUUUGCAAAGCCCCUCACAAACACCCUUUACCCUCCCCACAAUAAAUGUCAAAACUUGCCCAAGGGCCCCAGCACACCCACAGAAUGUGUAAUUGUAACCCAGCCGUUACAAAAGCAAGCUGUUCUCGGAUGGCAUUUGGUGACAUGUAGACUUCAGGGACGGCCUUUGAGAAAAAACUCUCGUUGGUGACUCUCCUCAAAACAAUGAUCAAAAUCCUGGAAAUGAAAAUCAAAUAGCUCACUCGUUCUCUGUGCUUUGGUUUGAAAAACAUCUUUUAUGAGCCAGUCUGUGAUUUUGGACUCGGUGAAAUGAAUAAUGAAUGAAUGAUGCUGCCGGGAGGUCCAGCCACGCAGCCACUGCUGCUGCAGCCUUUGAGUUCAUCUAAUUGAAACAAGUUCAAAAGUGUCAGGUCUGCUUUUAUCUCCGUCUACUUUCCUUGAUCUCUCCAUCCCCCACUCUUAAAACGAAAAGCACCGUCUGACAGCCAUGAAUAUAGUCAUAUGAUGGAAUAUAUCCAAUGAUAGUGGGUUCACUUCAUGUCGCGCCUCUCUCUCACUCUUCCCCUCUGAGUUUUUCAUGAAAUCAAAGAGAAAUGUUUCGAUAAAAUCCCCCUCUUUAUCUCCACCCCCUUCUUCCAAAAAUGGCCAAAAUUUGAGGAGCACUGUUCAGCAGAUUAGCUUCACUAUCUGAAUGGUCUCCCUAAGCCAGCUACCCUCUAUUUGACCCCAGCCCUCUCUCCUCACCUCCCUCCACCCUUCCAAACGUCCUUCCUCAUCCCCUCCCUCUGUCUCCCCCCUUAUACACUCAAACAUCUCGACAUUAUUACCAGAUACUUGGAGAUAGAGGAGGUGGAUGGGAUGGUGCCAGGGUAGCAGAGGUGUUGAUAGUAAAGCUUCAACACCCUGUGAAACUUCCAGAAGCCUCCUCCUCCUCCUCCUCCUCCUCCUCCUCCUCACACAUACACAAAGAUACACUCGCACAUGAAGUACAUGUUGUCAUCCAGCUUGGCUUUCAGCAGAUCUGUUAUCCUAAAAUACCUGUGCUUAAAAACACCUACCUGGACCAUCUGUUCCUGCAAACACCUACAACAAGACUUGUCAGCUUGGAGAGAAACCAAGUUAAUCUUCCAGGCUUCAGCUUGAGUAAACAAUCCACAACUGUAUUUACUAUAUUUAUGUUUUAAAAAUGCAUGUAGAUUAGUGCUGUUUGUUUAUGUGUUCAAUUAACAUAGAGCAUUACAAAUUAGGCUCAUUUUGGCCCUUUUUGCACACUGUAGUCAGGCCACUGUGGUGUCUACGCUUCUAUCUGCCAACAUCAUAGAGGAAAGCAACACUACUGUCCCUUUGAACAGUUUAGCCAAAAGUUGACUGAGAUUUGUUUUCAGCACAGAUCACCCAGCCCAAGGUCUAAGGGACUUUAAAAAAACUUAUUUGAAAUGUAAAAUACUAGAAUUUAAACGUUCAAUUAAAGAUGCAACUAAUCUGGAUUAACUACAGAUUUAGUUCUUAAUCAUAGAAUAAUUAAUAAACGCCUCAAUACAAAGGCCAACAUAACAAAAAAAAAAAAAACAUCUUCCAAGAUCCACCACAGUACAAUCAUACGAAAGAAGAUUAGGGCCACAAGAAGAGAAAAAAAUAAUUACAGGAGGGAGAUUUUUUUCAGAUUUCCAUUUCGAGAUUAAAGUUGACAUUUCGAGAUUGAAAAAGUCGUAAUUACUUACAAGAAUAAAGUCUGAAUAAGUCCUGAUAUUCUAACCUGUUGUUUAAGAUGACAGAUGUUGGAAUUAGAGCCAUGGAGCAUUUUGUGAAAAUGUGCUUCAAUACAGGUUUCUCAAACAAGGAGAUACUUAAUCUUUUGGCACAUCAACACCACAUUAUCACAAGUAUAAUAAUGAUUUUAUUACGACUUUAUUCUCGUAAUUAACGACUCUAAUCUCGAAGUCUCAAUUUUUCUUUCCUAAUGUGGCCCUAAUACUCUGUCGUAUGAUCGCCAUAUAAAUCCAUGUCUUUUUCUGCCUUUAACACUGCCUUAAAAGGUGAUAUUGGUUUCUAAAACAAUUCCAGCUAAUACAUUUAUCUGAUUUAAAAACUCGUCAUCCCACAAAUAAAAACAACUAAUCUUGGGUCAGUUGACCGGUUGCCAGGAUAUCACACACUUACUGCUGGUGAUCAGGAUAGACUUAAAAGUCCUAUCCUCCAGGUCACUCUGUUCAUUAAAAGGGGAACAUUUCCCUCUUCAUAGCGUCUGCCUCAGUGGUAUGCAGUAGCCAUGAUUAAAGUGAUACAAGGACACCAUGACACACUCCUUCCUCAUGAUUCAUGUCUCUUUUGAUCUUGGUAUGCUGCUGAUCUUCAUGCCACUUUUGCCGCAUUUCCAUUUCUUUUCUCGUCCUCUCCCUCCUCCUAUCAGCGCCUGUCAUCCUCGUAAUCUCAACCUGUCAGACUUCAUCAUCUUGUCAUCACUUGCUUUCUUUCCGGACUCGUUCUGACCUCAUAUGUGUGUUGUUUUUCCUCGAUACGGUAUCUCCAUUAGACAUGUGGUCGGAGUGUUUGCAUGAGAGGUGAGGUAAUGGAGGAGCAGGUUUCAUCAAUGAGUUGGUGCUUGGUUGGAGCGUAGGUGUGUGGAGGAGAUCUUUUUGUUGAUAUGUUUUCAGCCAGUGUAACUACUAUCGGCUCAUAAAUUAUGGGUAUUUUAUCCGUUGAGUGCUUUUUUUUGAAGGUUUUGUUUGUUAAGUCUAAAAGGCUAAUUACUUUGACGAGUUUUAAGUGCCUAAGGUGCUUCCAUUUAAACCACUUUAACUUCUUCUGCACUGGUGUCCUUCUAGAGCUGGGCGAUAAACCGAAAACGUACCCAUACCGAAAUUUAUGACAAUAACCAAUAAUCAUUUUGUCCAUAUCGGUAUAUUCAGUGUCAAUAAAAAAUAAAUAAAUAAAAGUUGGUUGACUCCACCCCAUCCAGUCAGUAACAAAGAGGGAAAGACAGGUGAGGAGAUGGAGGACGGUUCAAAAGUUGUAGCGGCUGAAGUAGACAAAGUUAAUGUGGGAGAGGGCGAGCAGCUUGUGGAGUAGUUAUCAACCAUUUAUCGUUAUCGAGGUGAUUUGAGGCCAUAUUGCCCAGCCCUAUAUCCCCUCCCUAUAGACAAACGCUUAUGUCCCUCAUGACACAUGCUUGCCUUUUAACCAGAAUACCCUUGGAUUUCAGAGGCCAGUGAAAAGAACAGGCGUCAGAGGCCUAUAAUGGAGGGGCAACAUUAUUGAUGAGAUGUCAGUGGGAAACAUAGAGCCUGCAGAACUGUAAAUUUGCUUUUUUAAUAAGGUUGACUGAUUGUGUAAAUGUGACCAUGUGGGAGCAGUCGGGGUCACAGGCCCAUCUGGCGUGGGUUCUCACGGGAGGCCUGUUACUGCACACGUCAGCAUUCGACCUUGCGUAUGUUCACUUUGAAAGGGAGGAAGAGUUAAUGCUAAUUUCGAUGUUGUGUUUUCAUUCCCAAAAGUGGGGCACGUGCUCCAUGUGAGCAGAGCUAGUUGUAGCACUGAAUGGAUCAGAUUUGCUGCAGGGUUAGAGAGCAGAGCUGGAUGUCGUUCAAGGAAUUCCAGUCCAAGGACCCUUAAAGUACGUCAACACUAACAAAGAAAGUGUUUUUAUACUUCAUUGGAGUCCCAAAAUGCACUCGGCUUCUCAUCCAAACACAAUGCAUUCCAACAAACCGGCUGCUAAAAUAAAUCAGUGUUUUUCAAUAUUGUCUUAAAGCGAAACAGUAAUUAGCAGAUUUUCUCUAAAUCUGGGCACAUAAAUAGUCUAAUGCGAGCACACAUCCCGUUUAAAGAGAGAGGAUGAGAAGCCUGAGCAGUUUCGAAAACUUAAGUUCUGGGGCAGGUUGUGUUUUUUUUUAGUAAACUACCAUUUUGAACCUUCUCCCCUUUGUCCCUCCCCCUCACUUGUCUUUGUCUCGUUCCUCAUCCAUGACAACGUCCCACUGUUUUUGUGUGUUUGUUUAUGCAUUAGCUGUCCUUCCCAGAAACCCCCUUCACCCCGCCCUCACCUGCAUCAACCCCCCUCCCAUCCCCUCGCUCACCUUCCCCACAUCCUCCUCAGCCCUUCACCCUCUCUAUCUCCCAUCUCAUUCGCAGGCCCGUGCAGGUUGAGACGCAUGUUGUUUUGUCUCUCUCAGGUUUCACACAUUCCAGAUAUUAUCAGCAGGCUCCGGUUAGCUUAGCUGAUAGCCAUCAAGACGGGGCGGUCAAUCACUUAGCAGACAAUGAGUGAUGGUGGCCUCUGUGCCGAGACUGAUGCCCACAGAUGAAAAGCUUGCACCAGGCGUGGCCUUAACAGGAUAAUAAGUAUAUCACAUUGGACAGCCAUGCAGUUAUCUUGUCUGAUGACUUAGUUCUCCUGUCAGUUAGACUGUCUGUUUGUGCUCUGCAGAAUCACCAGACGAGUGUCCGGAGAAUGAAUCAGAAUAAAAAUAAGUCUUGAAUAUUUAAAUCCGGGUUCAUUUCCCUAAUUAUUUCAUGUGUUGUCUCCCAUUUCUUUUCUAAUCACAUCAUCAUCCAAAGCUAUGAAUAAUAAUGUAAUGACGCAUUAAUGAAUAUGAAAAGUACCGGGAAGCAGAUUGGAAUUUCAUGACGAUUAUAAUAAUGCACCUUCUCGAAGUCUCUGGUGAGGUUUGAUGUGUAAAUGAAGCCGACACUUUUGGUGUCUUCGUCAGAAAAUGUUCUGAUGAUAAGUGGUUUAUUUAAAAGAAUCAGAGCUUGGAAUUGGAAUUAUUCAUGGCUGACAUUUCCUUCUGUUUUAUUCUGUCAUUUUCCGACUCCCUCUUCAUCGCCGUCCUUUAUCAGGAAACGGGCGGACAGUGUUCUCUGAGUUGUCUGUUUAUUUCUGUGUUUGCGUCUGUGCGUGUCUGCCUGCGUCUAUCUAUCCUCCUGUAAUCCAGCCCGGGGGCAGCUCCUGUCCCCUGCAGGCUCAAUGUCAGCAGCCUGACUUUGAUGUCAAGCCACGAUUUAUUUGUGUGUCUCUGCAGACUCCCCCCGCUGUCCACAUAAUGUCAGGCAAUCAAUAAUAAUGUGACCUACCUAUCUACCCCUGCCUGCCCACUGCUUAAGUUAUUCACCCCCUGGCCCUGCGCUGGUUCAGUCUCUGACCCGUCCCUGCCCCUGAAAAAACCCCUUCAGUGCCCGUCCUUCCUACUUUUUCCAAUAAUGCCUGUCUAGCUAUGACAAUAACCUCUAUGUCUGUUACCGUGGUAACAUACAGCCCCCCUCGAGCUAAAACAAACCACUGCAGCACUUGCUUAAAAGAAGAGGCUCCUCCCUGUGGACUCAGAUCAAGAGCGACAGGGUGCAAGAUGGAUGGAGGGUUGCAUAAAGAAAGAGAGAAUUAAAAGAGAGGCUGUUUGUUCAUGAAUAUGUUUAUGCACCCUCCCUCGAACUGCUGCUGUGUUUCUUAGGAGGUAAAGGGGAAUUGGGGAAGACAGGUGUGCCAUUAUGGUGCAGAUUAGCUAGGAAUGCUGGAGGUUAACACAGACGGGAGUUGGCUAACUCCAGCUCCGAGUCCCUUGGGUUUUACUCAAAAAUGUGUGUGCACAAAACGUGAUCUGCAUGCCGUUUACGACAUUUGUGCAUGAUCUGCCCAUAUGCCGAAUAAUAUUAGAAAUAUGCGCUCCGGGUGUGUAAAUAUGCAUGUGCGCAUAUAGUGUCUCCUGUCUCCUUGCCUCACCCAUGUAUGGGCAUCCAUCAGCCUCUCACUAUCUCCUCGUCUCCUGCUUAUCUGCAGGCCCUGUCUUGAAGUGUUGGUGAAGAAAAUAGAAACCUCCUUUUCGGGAUGCUUUCUAUUUUUCUUUCCGCUGUGUAAAAUAUGCACCUCGUUGCAAGAAAAUGGUGCAAAAGAUAACGCAGCGUGACACUGGAAAUGAUGUAGAAUGCUUUUAACUGUGCACCACAGCGAGCGCUUUAUCUUUUUAUAAUCAUUUGUCUGCAUGUUUGCAUCAGUUUAAGACAGGAAGCCAUUUGAGGAGACUGUCUGCAUACAGAUGAGUGUGUAUCUACUGUAUCUAUAUCUAUAAAUAUAUAUGCUGUGAGUACAUACACUUGUUUGUGGUGUUUACUCCACUCUGCUUGCUUGUUACUGUGUGGCUGUUAGCGGUUUCCUCCAACCUCUCAGCCUUCAGUUUCACACCAGCCAGCCAUGUGGUCCCUCUCCACCCUAAUUAAACUCGCUGUGGUUCCAAACUCCAACCAGAAAGACUCAAGCUCAUUGCCAGACUCUUGUGUCAGCAGCUGCCAAGGCCUGCCUGUACAUUAGAGAGAGAGAGAGAGAGAGAAGGAGAGUGAGAAACUGAGAGUGGAGAGAAAUCUCAUACCCAUAUUUACCUCUCAUUUUACUCUGUCAAGGCAAAGUGUGGAAGAGUCUGCCAGAGAGUAAGCGGAGCAGCGGGGGGAAAACAAAUAAAAAUGUGGAAGAGGAGACAAAGAAGGAUCUACUGUAGACAGUAUAAUCAAAUGGCUGCCUGAUGGAGAGGGAGUUUAGUGGAUUUAGAAAUCAAGACGAAGAAAGGGGGAAUGCCGGAGAAUAGUAAUUAACUCUGAAUUAUUCUAUCUCUGAGGGAUCAGGGGGAUUAAUAGAGGCUUUGGUUUGGAUUCUGCACCUUUCACUCUGCUUCAGAACAGGAUUCUGGGUAGCCCUGUAUGUAAACGUGUGUGUGAGUGUGUGUGUCUGCGUGUAUAUAUGUGUGUGUUGCUCCAGAAGGCUCCAUGUUUCUGUGCCAGCAGGCUUGUGACCGUAUCUCCCUGCCAGCCAGCCAACCAGCCGGCCAGCCAGUGAUUGUGUGUGUAUUGAUGUGUGACUUUGUACCCCCCACUUACUGAAGUUCAUCCAAGCAUUAUAAGUUAAUCCGCCAUAAUAGGCAAAAAGACAUAAAGUGGGGAGGGGGGUGGAGAGUGGAAGGUGGAAAAGUGAGGGAAGAGGGAAAGUGGGUUGAGAGGUGGGGCAUCAAAAGGUAGAAAGAGAGUGUGGGAGUGUGUGUGUGUUUGAGGCCGGUGUGUGUGAGGUAUUCAAGCCAAAAGACUGCAGAUUUAGAGUUAGACGGACCGUUCUAAAUCUUGGGCUUAUGCGCUGUUUUGGGACAGCAAGUGUUGAUAGCUGGAGCGGGAAGACAGCUCACGUCGUUCAGAUGAAAUCAUACAUUCACCGACAGAAUCGCGAACAAUAAAUCUCCUCAAAGGCGAUAAUAAAAAAAAAACAGUGAUUUAAAAGGGAGACAAACAUUUUCCUGUGAAUGAAUCAGCGGAGUAUGUAGAGGUGAGGAAGAUAAGUUGGGAUCUGUUUGGGUUGACUAAUGGAGGUCAAUGAUGGCGAUGAAUUACUUACAGAGAGAGAGGGGAAGAAAAACACUUGAGGCGGCUUUUGUUUUGGGUUUCCUGUAUCUCUCGACCUCACACUGAGUGUUGCCACUGUCAACACUGUGUAAGGCUGUGUUUAUCCAAGACAAGAGGGGGCAAAGAAGUGAGGGAGGGAGGGGUAGGACCGGAGGGCAGGUGCAGGGGUAAUUUUGUGAUGGCGGAGGUUUUAUUCAUUCUGUCUUAAGCAGUGACCCGUACUGUACACACACUGUCUCUGUAUCUCUUGAUUACCGCCUGUCCUGCAGCUCUUAAGCGUGCCUUUCUUUCUCUUACUUGAAUUUAAGAUUUCUGAGCUCCUGUUAGCAUGCACUUGAAUAUAUUUCCCCCAAAGCACACGUCCCUGUCUUGCCUUCAUUCUCCACACACUUGUGCCCUUUUCUGUCACUCCGUGCCCUAUCUCUCCGCCAAUGUGUUUACCCCCUUCCUCUCUAUCCCUCUAUCUGUCCCCCACACACCAGCUUUACCAGCCUGCUGAGCACGAUGGCCUGUUUUUAAAAAAUGGAGCAAUGGAUGGAUAAGAAAAAACAGCAGAAGGAUAAGGGAUAUAUAGAAAGGAGAGAAAGGACGAACAAAUCAAAGCGUACUCCAGUGGCCUGUUAUCUCAUUACAGCUGUACCGGCUUGUCACGCCUGGCUGACUAGCCCCCUAAGGAGCGCCCUCGCCCCCUUAUAAGACCCCCUUUAUUCAGCGAGCGCUCUCGUAUUUCAACUCAGGCACAAAGAAGGGCAAUUCUCGCUGGUUUCCAAGCUGUCCACACCAGAUUUGUGUAUCCUAGCCCAGUUGAGGCACACAAUCGAACGUACAGCAGGGCCACGGGAACAUACACAGAAGCCUUGUUAGCUGCUAGUUAUGAAAUGAUGCUGGCGGAUAAUGGAGGCUAAUAGUAAGAGUGGAGAUCCAUUUGUUCCACCAUUUUCUCCCUAUUUCAGCCCUCUUACAUAGAGUCCCAUGUGGGUUUGAGAAGAGGGCUUCAAGAGGGAACUGCUGUCAGCUGAAGUAGUGGAAAUGGUGUUACUCUCUCCGGCUUUUUCCUCCCUCCUCUGCCAAAAUGAAGACUCAUUAGGAGGGGAGGGAGGGUUGUAUCUAAAUGAGAUGGACAGAGUGCUACUCAGCACUCCUACAGAAAGGGAACGAGAGAGCAGGAGGAUGCAGAGAGAGGGAUUUUGCUGUAGUGGAGCGAAACACAGAGAUCGGCAGUAAAACUUUCUAAUUUCCUGUCAAAAAAAGCAGCCAUGCUAAUAUUUCUCUGACCUUCUGAAAAGCUACCUGUCCAUAAUGAAACUCCAAAUCUUUUUUUUUCACCCAACUAACGACUUAAACUCAGUCAUUGACUCGCUCCAUAGUGCAAGUUAAAAACUAAUGCAAGUACUCGAUCUCUAAAUAUGUUAAAAUCCAAGUUAGGGUAAAACCAAUAAAUGGAUCAGUCUGCAACUCUGCUUCACAGCUGUGAUGACUUCUGUUCAAGACUUUGCAGAAGCUUGAGAGGCAUGUCUUGUAAAACACACAGUGGAUGCUCCACACAGACACACUAAGACAUGCACACACACACUCGGCUGUUCUGCCCUGCCAGCUCCAACACUUGCCCCCUUUCUGGCUCUGUUACCACCCGCACAGGAGUUGGAACAACCAUGUAACACCAUGUAACCUCUGCAUGUUACACAUUCCAGAUGAAGUGUAACAAGGACAUGAAUAUCCUGUGCUGAAACAGCGGUAUGUAAGAGCCUUUUGGUAAAAUUUGGCAACAGUGGCAGAGAACCUUUAACAUGUGCUGUGUCAAAUGUUUUAUUUUGUUUUACAUCUCCUUGGUAUCAGCAGUUUCAGGCAAUAAAAUUUCAUAUUAAGACAUAAUUAAUCCAAAUUCUGAUGGUCUUAACCUUUUUUAUGCCACAUCAAGGCAUUGGAAUAAGUUCCAGUUUGUUCAUUUCUGGGGAAAACUCCUCACAGGAGCUUUAAUUUGAAGCCUGACUUGGAUCCUUAAAACCUGUUAGAACUCAUGUAAUACUUUGAAAUAUUUUGAAUAAUUGAAAUCAUAUCUCUGACAUAUCUCAUAGUUCUCUUUUUCUGAACCUUUAUUUAAACUAUAGAAGAGUUAUUCUGUGAAAAGCAUUAACCUGAGUGUUUCCACCCAACUCUUGGACAUCAGUUUUUUAUGAUUUGCCUGAAGUUUUUACAUCACAUGAAGCUUUUCGAAGUGAUUUAAUACAGUUAAGCUGUAAAAAAAAACACUAAAAAGCAUUAAAGAUUAUGUCUAACUCUCAUGAAAUAGUCUUACCUCCACUGGGAGUAAGAUAGGAAAGGGAGUUACAGUAGCAUCUCAGUGUUAUUUACCCAUAAGUCCUCUGUUCCCUCCCUUUAUUUACCUCAGCUUGAGCCAUGUGUGUAUAACCCAACCACCCAGGAACAGGCCCCAUUGUCCAACCAACAAAACACCUGGGUGCUACAAUUCAGCACGAGGUGACUGUCGGGUGGAAAAGGGCGCCAGAGGGAUUGAGCUGUUGAGAUAUGAAGGGCAGGCAGGUGUGUUUGUGCGUGUGUGUGUGCGCGCUUUGCUCUGUUUGUGAAUGUAACUGGAAUCAAACUGUAAAUAGGCUACUGUAAAUAGAAGUUGAGACAUCCAUCCCUACACUCAUAUUAAAAUACACGUGUUGGCAGGACGGACUGUUUCAAAAAGGGGUUUAGAGCUGAAAUGUGAGACAUGUUGGACUGCUUAUCUCCAAUUUUAUUUCCCCUCUAGAAUAAAAGUGUCUGUCAUUGUCUUUUUUUACUUUAAUCAAACACACUGUGAGCUAUUGUAAUCCUAAAAACACACACAUCCAAACACUGAAAUAGACACACUCCAGUGACUCCUUCAUUACAGUAAAUGGGUAUAAGAGCUACCUUGCGCUUAGUAUUUAUCUGUACUCUGUGCUUGGAAAUGACUUGCAGAAUGAAUUGAUUAAAAGAUGGAGGGAGAGGAGGGAAGGCAGAGAGACAGCAGCACUUUGUCCUAACCCUUUUAGUAAGAUUAGUUGUAGUCUUAAUGUCUCUCCCCUUAUUUAUACUGUGAGUCAGCCUUUCUCCUCGUCUGCUCGCCCUCUGUCUCUCCUCUCUGACAAACCGUCCCAGCAGCCAGAGACAGAAAUGACAGUGUGUUUUUAUUCUGAGAAUAUGACGACAAUAAAGCAGCAAAGAUGAUGAAAUAGGGGUGGUAACAUUUGCAGGUGUAAAGUCAGCAAUUUGGCAAAGUAAAGUAUUUUCAUACAUCAACAAAACUGCAAAAAUUAAAGUCUUGUCUUGAGUAAUCUCUGUUGGAUAAUAUCCAUAGACAUGCUAUGACCUUGGACAUCACCGCUUUGUUGCCAUUACACAGCCUUAACCCACGUGACUAUGACCAAAACAGACGGGAAGGACAGUGAAUCCUUCGGACACCAUCCCCUGUACGGGUGAAGUGUCUCAACACUGUUUGACGUGAUAAACAACAAGGAUUUUCUUUAAGAAUCAUAAAUAAAUAAAUGAAUAAUAUAUUUGAGUGUAAAUCUAAAGUUACGUUAUCCAUAAAGUAUUGUCUUGAUUUUUUGGACAUUAUUUUCUGAUGCUACAAAGUUGAAGUGGUGCAGUCUGAUUUCAAUCCAACCUACUGACCUGCUAUUAAUAGUGAUUUCUAUAUUACUCUCUAUUUACAGAGUCUACAUAAAAAUGAAUGGGGUUUGAAUAUGAGAAGUUCUUUUAUUCAAGUUUGCAGUGCAUUCAUAGUCAAAAUAUUAUUGGCAAGUAACACAUCCACAGGUAAUCAAAGCCUGUGGAUGUCUGAACAGUAUUGAGAGCAAAAGCAGGUGGAAACAACCUGCUGUUGGUUUCACACUGCAAACGUAAGACCCUCUGUGUAAGUUGUUAUCUGCUGCAUUAGCGGGGUAGCUAAUGGCUUGAAUUACCCAAAAGUUGUCAGCCAUUCACAAAGGGAAAAUCUGAUGGUCUUGAUGACAGAUGGUAUCUCAGAUGGGUUUUGCGAUUACAUUUGUAUCAACUCAUAAUUUACAACCGAAACAAGAUUUAGGAGUUUUAUCCCUGAUUUUUCCCAAACUUCUGAAUUUGUCGUCUGAAUUAAUCAAACAAGAAUUCAGCUUAUUUUUUUGUAAUAGUUUUUAGGCCUUAUGGCUUCAUUUGGACAGACAAGACAUGCAGGAAUGAAAGAGAAGAAAUGAGCAACUUCUGUAUGUGUUGGGGUUUUACUCAUAGAGCUAAUCCGGCGCCCCAAGUUUGCUGUUUGUUUAAAACAACAACGCAGAUCAAUGCUUUCACUUUAAUUUAGAAAUGACACACUGUUAAUAGUCAACAUUCAUAUUAAUUAAUAUAUUUCAUUUGAUCAUGUUGGACACCGAACAUAAAGACAGUAUUCACCAAACCAUAGUUCCUCCACUUCCUCUGUCAAUCAUGUGAUCUGUCCAUCCGUCAGUUCAUCAUUUUCCCAGGGUUGCAACCACCUGUAAGGAGCCAGGAAUUCAUAAUCUCCCCUGCCUCUCCUAUCACUGCCUGAGCCUCAUUAUGAGGAUCCAUUAUGGACGCCAGCAACAUUAGCGGCAACAUAUGCAAGCAGAUUGCCUCAGCCAAACAUAGCGCAUUAUUCUGGCCCAUUAAAGGAAGUCAUUUACCUUGAUAAAUAGGUAGAGGCUGAGGGGAAUUGAAAAGACACAUGGGGACCCUCUCCCUCACUUCAUCUUUCUCCCUCUCCUUUGCUCCAAUUUUCAGCCCUGCAUCCUGAAGAGCUCGUCUGCACGCUCUCUUUUUUCCCAUUUGAUGCUCCUGCCUGCAUUAGCAUUAGCGCGAGCGUCCUCAUAUGUGUGCUUACUCUCUCUCUCCUCUUUGAGCCUUAUUGCCUUCUCAACUUGUUCCCAUCCAAACUUUGUGCAGCACUGCUGAACAGCCAAACUCUUGGCUUCCACUCCUCUCCUCCGGUUUUCUAAAUUUCAUUUUUUAUGCCAGGGGCUGCGUUUGAAGGAAGGAGGGAACAGCAAGAAAGAGUGGGAGAGAGGGGGGAAGAAAAGGACAGGGUGUGUUAAUUGGAGCGCCUGAGGCGAGAGGGAUGGAAGGAAGAGGGAGAAGAGGGAGAGGAGGCCCAGAUUCAGGGGCUUCGAAACAUUAAAUAUUAACACCUUUUCUCAUCUCUGCCCCCUAAGUGACAUCCACUGAUUGGGUUCUCUCUCAGUCGAUCAGGACACACACACACACACACACACUCAUACACACACACACACUCUCCCUAUUUUUUCCACUUUUUCACCAAAUUGAGUUCCCUCUGAAAAUGAAAGGCAGCCAGGAGGAGACAUAGCUGGGGUAAUUGGUGGACCCUCUCAGUUUUGUGCCCUUUGAUUCAAAAAGUAAUGAAAUUCCGCUUGAUAUUUUUAUCUGAUCUUUCGGUGUGUUCACCGGCUCGGCCUUGCUUUCCUUUUUUGCCACCUGCGCUGUGGUGAGACCUUAAAGUGAGCUCUAAUAGGAGCAAGACACCGGCUAUUGUGGUGCUAACUGACUGUAAAUGGAGUCACGAGUAAUAGCAGCCGACUUAUGUCAGCUCAAAGAUAUUAGCUGUUACAAAUUGCUCAGAUAUUCCAAAGAGAGAGAGAGAUGAUUUCAAUUUUCCUCUAAUGGGGAAGGACAUUCAGAGAAUCCUUUGGUUUAUCACUGACACCAUUUAUCAAAGUGGCUUUAGCAGAAGCACUUACACAGCACUAAAACUCACUAGACUCUUGCAUUCAAAGCUCUAUUUAUAAUCUCUUUACACAUUAGCUUUGUUUCUUUAUUUCCAGUCAUGGCUUUUUUUUUUUUUUUUUGCAGAGCGGGGCGGAAGACUGCAGUGUCAGCGCCACAGAUUCGUAUUCCGCUCAUGCACUCCUGUCUCCGUUUUUUUUUUCUUUUUUUCUCUUGUGUUUUUCUUGUCCUUCCUCCUACCAUCCAUCCUUGUCCUCAUUUUGUUCUCCUGACUCACUGGCUCAUGUUCACAGAGGACAAACACACCCCCUUCACACACACACUCAUUGACCACACAGCUCUAAAUUCUCCCUUUUGAAUGGGGCUGACUUCUCACCCCGUUGCCGAGACAACAGAACCGAUGAGGGGGAAUCUCUUGUUGGACAAAAGAGUGUGUGAGGGGCCGACCUUGUUGCCCACUUCACACUGUUUGUCUUGAGCCCCUAAACUGCCUUGUGAUGACACAACACACACACCACUAAAGCUGUGAUUUAUCUGUCGCUGUUGCACACACUGUGAUGUUACCUCUCUGCCCUUUUACGCCAAAAACAACACACACAAAGAGACACACACUCCUACUGUUUGACCGGCAGCCCUCGUUUGCAGAACCGUUGGGCUUUUUGAUGACUUAGACCCUUGCGUUUUAUAGCACUUGGUGGAAUAUGCAGAGGCUAACAUUGCUGGGUUUAUGGCCAUGGAGAAAACGGAUGUUUACCCAGGCUAACUGCUAAUAGCUUUAUGUUUGACUCAGCUGCAGUCAGCGUCAACGAAAAGGUCUCUGGGAACAUCAGUCCUCACCUAAACUCGUGUCCUUUUUCCCGUCUCUCACUGCUAAUCAAAUCAGCUUCAUUCAAAGCAUGCUUUACACAUCAAACGAGAAAGAGGAGGCAUGGCUGUGAGAAAGAAAGUCAAACCUUAAAACUUCAGCCUGACGGACAAGACAAAUCGGGCUACAAAACUUUCCAAGAAUGAGAACAAAAGCAGGAAAGGUCACAGGAUUGUUACCUAACAAAAAAAUCACUACUUUUCUCUUCUCCUAUCUAGAACACGCUCACACAUAUACAAAGCGGCUGGUUUUAGUGACAAUAAAUAAAAACAGUCUCCUCCUCUUGACUCAAAUGACCUGCACAACUAGCUGCAACCUGAAUGUGUGUGCGCUUGUGUGUUGCCCGAAGGUCCCAGGUGUGAAUUUUACUUCCACUCAGAUGGUACGUCGCUACAAGCCCAGACAGGAGAGGACAGACAGCCCCCACUUCAUACCCUGUAAUUGGACUGGAAACAGCUUAGCAUGUGGCAUCUGAACAUCCGGGAUCUGCUAUCUCACCUUUAAUCAAAACCCCCCCUCUGCCCGCCUAUUUCCAACACGUACAUCUAUAACACAUAACCCUCAUAAACCUUUCUUAUAAAAACGAAGGCGCCCUGUUUUGUCAAGCAAUGAAACAAGAGCAUCAGAGAUAUUAUUGUGUAUGAUUCCUAUUAGAGGCUCAGAUAUCAUCUUUGAAGCACAACAGACCUCGGCUAUCCACUGUGAGAGUUAUGACUGCAGAGGCUUUAGAACGGCUUGUGAUCAAACGGUCAGAUGAGAUUUAUAAGACUGAGUCCUGAUGCUCUCAUUGCUGUAAUUGGUACUUUAGAGCACUCGGAUCCAUUGGGCGAAAAAAAAAGGAAAAAUCUUGAGAAAGUUUUCUGCCAAUUCUUGUGAAGUAGAUUGCAGUGAAAGUCUUCUCAAGGAGUUUUUUCUUUCCUCUUAACUUCUCUCUUUGCUGAAGAUACAACAACAAACGCAGCGGAAGUCACAGGAGGUUGUCUUUGACAGAGAUCAUCAAGGACUAAUAUGACUCCAGUAUUAAGGCACUUGAAGUUUUUUAUCAGUCCCACUCGGGGAAAUGUCCUUUCUCAUGUAUUCUUAUGAGCAAAUGGAGACUCAAGAGGAAACACAAGUGAAGCAUCAAAGGCAAACACAGUCGUAUAUUUCUAUACAUGUCUGAACAAACCAAGACAGAUUUAGACGUUAGCAAUUUGUAAAGAAUAAAAUUUGUGAAUUAUCUUCUGUGUUAAAUGAGAACAUGGAGGCAGUAUUGGUCAAACUACUUGUAAAAAAGUAGAAAAAUUAACUACUUAUUACUCCGGAGCUCAGUUUUACCACCCUAUAGCUAACCCUCAUGAUAAAUGUAGCAAAAUACAGCUACAUGCAACAUCAAAGCUAUAAUCCAUUGACCUGGAUAAACCUUGUUUUAUAAACCGGUCAUGAGACGAGCCGAAAUGUCUGAAAUAAGAAGCUACUAAGAACUUAUCCUCUCCAUCCCAGCUGGAUAGAAAUCACCUAUACUUCCUUUAAGUGUAGUCAAUAGACUCUAAUAUGCACAUGAGGUGGCCUAACUUGUGCAACGCUGUGGACAAAUUGCCAUUUGGUGUUAGCAGAUUGACUUGUCGAUUACCCUGUUGUUGCUCUCUUAGAAUAACUUAUGCUCAAGUUUCUACUUAUUCAUCAGCAGUGAAGACGUUGUUAAAAACUGACUGUCUAUAAAUGAAGAUGACAUGCCGCCAUUGCCUCCCCUGUGUAAAAAUAACAAAGCCAAAAUAGCGCCUCAAUAGGCGAUGACAUCUUGUGCUUUUGAUGUAUUUUUGGGAUAAGGCAUGGGCUGAAGCUGCUGAUGGAGCCGCAAAAUAGAGGCCAUGCACUUUGCACGUCUCCAAGUGCAUGUUUUACUUUUAGAUAUAAAUGGUUAAGAUCAGUAAGGUCCAGAGCAGAACAAAGUCUCAACUCUUGUGUGUUUGUCAGACUCUGCCAGAGGUGUGAUAUUUAGCCCUUUUUAAUAUCCAAUGAAUGGUUAAAGCCUAACUUUUCUGGAAAAAUUAACAAUUGCACAUAAACCAGACUAUUUAUAUGUAUCUUUGUAUAAGAUUUAUCAUUUAUUCAUACUUAACAGUUUGAUUUCAAAACCACCAAGCUCUGGAAAAAUGUGAUUUGACUACUACUACUGUUUCCAGUGUUGUUACUACCCGACACUCCAGGGCAGCCUUUACACUUUGUUCAAGAUAUUAGUAAUUUUUUUUAUAGCUGAUUAAUGUCUGCUCACAAUUGCUGCAUGUGCGCCACAGCACAGCAGGAUAUCAAAUGUAUCGCUAGACUACAGGCGAUGUCUGCAGGCAGAACUUUGGCCUAGUUGGUGCAGUUUUUCACUUCCUUUAGAACAAGACUGUUCUGUUCAGCACAAAGGAUCGAGGGAAACUAAAAUUUCCUGUCCCUUCCAUUUCUGUCAUCUCCUAUUUAGUUAUUUUCCCAUUUUCUUUUCUUUUAUUUUCGUAGCCUUACCCAGUUGGUCUUUCACCAACAAUGGGAUGUAAUCAGCUCUGUAUAUAUCACCAGCUUCCUGCUAAAAGCUCAACACUUAAUAGGGCACCAGCCUACAUGGCAGCACUUAGUCUGCUAUACAUGGCUCAUGUACAGAUGCACUUUCCAGGUGUCCAAGGAGACAUACAGUAACAGUGAGUGUGAACUCUAUCUAUUUACGUCACUAUCUAUCUAUAUAUAUUUAUAUAUAUGUACAGUACAUGUGUGUUUUCACUCUCCGUCUCCUUGGUUGCUGAAAGUUUUCCUCCUACAAACUCUCCAGGUCUGUAAGCAGGUUGAGAAACUUCCUCUCUCUCUCCCUCCUCAUCCGUCAUCUGUGUGCGUGUGUGUUCCCGCUCUGUGCCUGUCUUUGUCACUCUCUCCUCUGCCCUCUGCAUGUGGCAUUCAUUGUUGGUGACUGUGUGUAUGACUGCGUGUGUGUGUGUGUGUGUGUGUGUGUGUGUGUGUGUGUGUGCUUGUGUGUGUGUUAAAGCAGCAGCUGCUGUUCCUGGGCUGCACCUGUUCUUGUCUCAUCAGUCAGGCGUUGACGGAGUCCAGGCCUUACAUGGACCCACCCCCGACUCUGGAAGCCUGACCCAGCCUGCCCCCUCGAUCACACACACAUAUACUCCCACUGAUACACGCACAUAGUGUAUAUAUAUCAUACAGUAUAUAUCAUAUGUACCAUACUGUAAAUUCAACAGCUAUCCAAACUACCCAGGAAAUGAAAGGCUGACAUCUCUUUUAACUUUGCUCCCACAGAAUUGCAGACCAGAUUUUUCACUUUGUUGAGUUUUUGUAAAUUUUGUCCACUUUAGUAUCGAUUGCAAACUUUCACAAACAGCCGUUUAAAUCGAAUUUGCAAAGUGAGCACUUGUUCAGGAGCCUCUUUCUGCUUAUUUUCCAUCUCAAAACUGGUCCUCUUAGCUGAUAUGGAUCGAGUUUGCUCACUUAAGUCAAACUCCCCUUGCAAAACUAAAUUUCCUGAAAAGUGCAAACUGUUCCCAUGUAGCAGUUCAGGCAGACUAAUGUGAGGGCUGAGCGAAUAUGAAAGGGGCCGUAAACACAGGAUUUGACUUCCAUCCAGUCUGCAACAUUAAGAGGCCAUUACCAGAGGGAGACAGCUAAGGGCAUCCUGCCACACCCCCCGGCCACAAACUGUACUCACACUCACUGAGAGCCUGGCAUGUGAUGACUCCACCGUGUGUCAGUGAGUUUUGUCUGCGGUGAUAUUAGCCCUUACAGCUUGUGGUGGGAGUGAAACCACAUUUAUGCUUGUGGACACGUUUGUGGUCCUGCCAUGUGUCUGUGGCGUGGAAAUGGAUUUUUCACAUUAAAGCCACCAUUACGACUCAGGACAGUUGUGUCGUACACUUUCAGACUGCGUGGUGCUUUAACAUACCCUGAGAUUAACCGUGGUAACAUUCCUCCUCUCAGCCUAUGAUGGAUAAUGAGAAUGAUGGAGCGCUGAGUCACAAAAUACUUCUACUCUUACUGGAAAUGUGGGGAUAACAGAGCUAUUGUUCAACUUUCUGGAAGUUGUCUCAAAAUUAAGUGUGUCUGUCAGUGGUUGAAACUAUGAUAGUAGGGCUGGGCGAUAUGGGAAAAAGUUGAUCACGAUAUAUUUUUUCAUAUCAGUCCAUAUAAAUAUAUAUCACGAGAUAAAAAACGAAAUUUAACAGUUCUUAUUGGUAGCAUGUCUUUUGCAAUACAAUAAGCUACUGCAUCUGUGUGGUCUUUGUGUCAACGCUUUGUCGUAAGGUGUUGCGCUAGAGAAAUCAGACUGAAUGGUCGGCUGUUUUGGCUGCACAGGUGCCAUGGGCUUCACUUGGGGUUUGUAACCUUUUGCAGUGCGCGUGCUCUGCCGCGUGGCACAACCUCAGGUGGUGAAAGAGAUUUGAGGUAUUCCCCAACUUUACGAGAACAUGUGCUCAACAUAAUUUGCAGUGUACUUUACUCUGCUUCAUGUCCAACCUCAAAAAAACAAAAUACCUCCACACCAGCGACGUUUUCAUGCCAGUGUUGUUGACGAUGUCAUCAUCUGUUGAGCCUUCAUCUGCAUUUCUGCUGGGAGUAACACUCUUUGCCUUUUUUUUUCUCACCUACAGUGCUGUCAGCUUCACGUGUUAAAGUGCUAUGAUUGCGUGUAGCUGCAUCCUGCUACUACGCGGUUGUUUGCUACUUGGUUCUAAUUCAGCACACGAUUGGUUCAGCAUGGACCUGGAGUAACUCCCCUUUUCAUUGGCUAUUUGUAUAGCCUACCUAAACAUGGCAGAAUGCUGGUAACGAAAAGCAUAUUGACCAUGUUUUAUAUUGAUAUCGAGGGAAAUUAAUUUUCGAUACAUCAUCUUUAUUGUUUUAUCACCCAGCCCUAUACAAUAGCAAUGGUAAGUUGGACAAACUUGCACAGAUCAAUCAAAUCUACAUACUUUUCUUUGUCUUCUUAUAUCUGUAGCAUUUUUAGUGUUAGCCAAACAAGAUUCAAUCUCUUUUUGAGAGCUUUAGAAGAUUGAUACACAGAUUUUUUUAGACUUUCCACAGACUUGACAGUGUGAGUGGAUGUGUUUGUGUUGUUGUAUAAGUGACAGUAUAACAUCGGUGACUCAGUCCUCGUGACAUUGCGGCUGUUUCCUCUGCCGCACAGCGCUGUUUGUUUUGCCAACAGCCAAACACACUAAUCCUGUUAGAGGCCAAGGAUGGUUUGGACCACACACACACACACACACACACACACGCUCACACACACACACAAAAAUACACUCUCAGGUACAUACACACCUUCAGAUAACCUUGUCUAAAGGGUGCAACAUUUGUCCUUUUAAUCUGUUCCCUCACUUUAUAGAUCAGACCCUGCAAACACUAUCUCAGUGUUUGCAGUGGUGCAGAUCCUUCUUCUGCGUGUAAAACUCUUAGACUGUAAUAUAAUACACUUCCAACACCCCUAGCACCAUCAUGCAGGUGAAUACAAGUCAUCCAUUUCUCUUCGGUGGAGUGGUGUUUGGGUUAGCAGGCAGACAGGGGAGGGAAAACCUUCAUGGUGGCUUCCUAAAGAGGUUCUAGUCCCUCUUCUUAUGCUCUACCUUUCUGUCCUUUUUCUAGAUUUCUUUGUGCCUGUCUUUUUGCUCUCUUGCAGCCUCUUUUUUUUUCUUUCUGUUUUGCACAUGCGCAGACAAGCCUCCUGAGUGAGUUUGUGCUCUGGGUAUUAAAGAAUGCUCUUUGAGAAUGAGGGAUGAAAGGGGGAGACGGACAGAGAGAAGAAAGAGUCUUCUGGUUUUAAUGUCUGGAAUACAACAGUAGCAGGUGAAGGGGGGGAGAACAAGGGAGGAAAAGAGGACAGGGGAAGAGGAUCCAGCUGGUUUAUUUCAUAAUGAGGGGCACUGGCUUGGCUGUGUGUGCCGGAUCUAAUAUAAAAAUCAGACACAGAGAGAGUAUUGAAGAUGGUUUCACAUUAACUUUUCAGCAGAUGUGGGACUGACACCACACUCUAGGUCUCCUCCACUCUGCAGCGCUGCUUUGACUGCACUCUUGGAUCUUUUUUUUUUCAAACGCACUUUACUUAACCGGAGCUUUUUGGGGUGCUUCUGCUGCUCAUAAAUAUCCCAUGCAUUAUAGAUCUACUGUAGGAGAGAGUGUGUGUUUGUGAGUGUGUGUCUGUGUGCAGGUCACAGCCUGACCGUCUCGUUCCCAUCUGUCUCCCUACCCGGUCAUGCACCCCAUCACACACCACCUCACACACACUUUCCCUCUCUUUGGCUAAAUCCGAUUAGCUGGCCUGCGUCAGCUAACGAGACCCCCAUGAAGCUGGCCCGACCCCCCCCACCUAUACCCCACCCCUUCAACAACCUCAGCCACUCUCUCUCUCACAAACACACACAGACACACAAAGUGACUGCCAACAGCCUGCAACUCUGAACACACACACACACACACACACUCCCCCUUAUAUUGGACAGAGGACUCCCUAAUUAGACUUUAAUUGUCUGUCUCUGUUCGUGCAGCUGCUUCAUGUGUAAUACACAGAGCAGCGGGCUGACUGAUCACUCUGGACCAGAAACAAAUUGUGAAUGACACCAAAAGAUGUGUUUGAAAGGCAGAUAAGAUCCAGACUGAUUAUAAAAUUAAAAGGGAUAGAGAGAGGGGGGACGAGAAAAAUGCCACGUGUCGCCGUGUAAACUGACCUCUGGCAAUCAUGUUUUAAGAAAUUUAAAGGUCCUGCUACUGACCAAACCCCAAUUAAAAGAUGAAAGAAAAAAUGAGCCAGAUACUAAUUUAUAAAGAGCUACAAAAGCCCUCCAAACACCCUCAGCAGAUAGCCGACUCUGUGAUUAAUACUCGCACUUUCAGACAGUCUGUUUUAGCUGUUAGUCUGUGACUUUUAUUACCCCACAGCAGACUGAAUUCGGGUUUGCAGCUGCUUCUAAAAGUGAAGAUUCAGCAAAUUUAAUUAUGUUCUAUUAUGUCUGGCAGAUUUGUGCCAGAGGCUAAAGAAUGAGCACAAAACAUGACACAAUAAGGACACACAGCUGUUUCCAGAGGAAGUGAAUGUGAUCUUUUAUUGUGUGACUUGCAAAGCUAAAAAUAAGCAGUCGGUAGAUUAAUUGCUCGACGGAAAGGCCGUGACUCCACAGGUGACACUGACUUCAUCUCUAAGCGUAUGACAUAGGACUUCAAAGCUAUACAUACUUGAGAGUAACUGUAGAACAGACUCCAAAUGUGAGCCUGUUCUUAGUAUAGAUGUUAGCACGCAGAUAUUUAGCGGUCUCCCACUGGGACUCACCCUCUCACCCCUAGACCUGACAGAGAUCCCUACGGUUUAACAAAGACACAGAACAUCAUGGACCUGAUGUUGUAAAUCAACAGAAACAACAACGUGGUAUCAGCAAAACCUGUCAGGUGACUUGCUCUCCCAUUCUCGUUCUCUGGUUGAAAACUGAUUGUGAUCAACCACUAGUAAUAACACUUUCCCUUAGGGCUGGGUGAUUAACUGAAAAUUUACCGAUAACGAAAUUUACGACAAUAACCGACGUCGUUUUGCCCAUAUCGGUAUACUCGGUGUGAAAAUAAAUAAAUAAAUCAAGUUAAUGUGGGAGGGGGUGGGGAGCUUGUGGAGUAGUUAUCGUCCAUUAAUUGUUAUCAAGGUUAACUGCUCAAUAUAUCGUGAUAUUGAUUUGAAGCCAUAUCGCCCAGCCCUAACGUGCAGACAGACACUCUGUUUCCUGUGUUGUACACAGCUUUGAUUUUUUUUAUUUAACUUGUAUUUUUCUUUGUUAAUCAUCAAGUUUUUGUAUUUGAAUUAACAGGAACAACAAUGUGGUAUCAGCAGUAUCUGUCAGCUGACUUGCUCUCCCAUUCCCAGCACGGGCGUCAUUAUGGGUGGUUAAAAACUGAUUGUGAUUAACCAGGAGUCAUAACACUUCUCCUUUAGUUUUUGGAUCACAAAAGCAGAAUGAAAAGAUGCUUAUUAUAUACUUUUUUUUUAUUUGUAGCCAAUACAGUAUAUUUUAAAUAUGAUGUCACUCUAAAGUCCAACAUUGCUGACACUAAAUAGCCAUUAUAAAUCCAUAUUUCAGUCCUUGAACUCCUGUUUAAGUUUUAUGACUAUGAUUUUUGCUUAAAAUCUUGUUGUAAAACAUGCAACAAUUGCUUUUUGAUAAGACUCCCUUAAAAUCAAAGCAACAGACUCAACGGGCCAAGUUGCAGUUCUGCAUAUGACUGUUAUAAUAAACCCCUUGAAACUUGUAAGCCUGGGAAAACUAACCGUCCAAACCAGUGAGCAAACAGGUUUCGAGGUUUUUAUUUAGUAAGGUCCAACACCUACAUUUGCUUUGCGUAAUGCAGGAAACCACAAUCAGAUUUGGAUCUCCAUUAAAAUCGAUCUUAAAGGGGAUUGACAACCUACCAAUGUGCUGACAGGAAGAUGCAUUGCACACCAUCCUGUUGUUUCAAAAAAGAAAACAAAAAAAAAUCUGAGGUUAGAAUUCAGGUUCUCUCUGCAUGUGCCAGCGAAUCACUUGAUUUAAUGCGGUGUGUUGUGCGAGUGUGUAUUUUUCCCAUGCACCACUUAACGAGACUCUUAAAUCCUGAGUGCUGCCUGAAAGCACACUGCUCCGUUUACUCGCACAUUCUUGUAAGUUUGCUCGUCUGCCUCGCUGUUUGUGUUGGCGCGGAAACAGAGGCAGAUUUUCUUUUGGGCCACAUCCCUCUCGCGAAGUCGGAACAUGAGACUCGGUUUGUUAAACUAACGUUGUUUCCCCUGAGAGUCGCUGAGCUAAUAGAACAAAAUAUUUUUAAAAAGGGAGAGCGGGAUACUGGAGAGACUUGGAGAAAGAAAAAUAAAGAAGUGCGUGAGGAAGUUUAGGAGCGGGGUAUAAAUAGAAGCGAGGGAAGUGAGAAUGUGCGUGAAAAGGAAGCGAAAGAAUACAAAAGUGAAGCGAGACAUGAGGUUUUUUCGUUGAAAGUCAACGCUUAUCUGACCUUUGACCUCAGUGUGGUUUGAGGGUCAAUCACAGCAUGUGACCUUAGAGGAAAGUGUCUCACUCACUCACUCACACAAAACACUGUGUGUAUCUUUGACAGCUCUUUCUAUUAUCUCCUCUGUAUGUACCCUCUGCCCUCUUCAUCCUCCUCUCUUCCUCACAGCAUAGUGAUAACAAGGCCGUCAUCCCUCAGCUCCUCUCCUCUCCUCUUGAGCAAACAGCCUUUCAUCUUCGCUGUCUGAAUUUCCCUGCCCUGUUAUUAAAACUAGCCUGUCAAACAAACUGUGAUUCCCACAAGUCCAUCCACUCCCCUCUCGGCUGUUUCGCACAACAAAUCAAUUAUUUAAGUGUGGAUUUUGUAGUCCAGAAUUGACGACAUGAUUAAUUUAUGUUUGAGUACUGGGCUGGGUUUUUCAUUAGCAGAGUGCUGUAUAUGUCUGAAAUGUGAAUAUUAAUAAGAGGGGAGAUCUUUUGCUUUUUAAUCGAACUCACUCCACCAAGAAACAUUCUUAGUGGAAUAAAAGUAUUUUGCUUCUUUACUUACAUAUAUGUAAAUAUUUUAUGUAUAUCGUACCCAUUAAUUCUUUACAGGACGGAAACUCUUGUUGUUUAUCCCUGUGCUAAUCCAUUAUAUCACCCUUUCACCCUGUGUAUUCUUCCCCGUGACUAUUAUAUAAAAUAUUCUUAUUAUAAUUUGUUGAGGAAUAUGUUUUAAACAAGCCUGAUAAAUAGUAUAAAUCAUAUAUUGAUACUUUACUUCACUAAGUUGAGUGUCUAAGACUGCAAAAGAGACGUUGCAGCUUAACCCCGGUCGCAUAAACAACAUUGUCCUUCCUUCACCGUUUGUUACACAUUAGAGACUCACACUAGCCUUCAUGUGUUCCUAUACCACAGGAUUUAUGACACUGUAUGUGCUGCACUCACUUCAUUAGCGCAAAUGGAGCUACUACCCCUUCCCCUGUUACUCCUCCCUGUAAUGCAAUCUCCUCGUCACGUUGUUACUGCAUAGCGAGAUCUACAGAGAGUUACAGAGCCAUAGUGUGCUUCCUAUCCCCCUGCAGGAUCCGGUUUGGAUCCAGCUUGUGCCCUAGCUGCUUCUCUCCCAUUGAUAUCUAGGACACUAUGUGCAUCUUAAUGUGUCUGUUGAAUGGAAGAUACUGACAGUGACUGACUCAGAGUCCCUGAACGGUUUUUACUGCAGUUCAUAUACCUUUAAGAGAAUACCGAUACUUGUAGCUUUCUAUGUUUGCAGAAAACAGCUGCUGAAGUCGCAACAGAUGCUAAUGAGAGGGGAAACUUUUGUUAUGACUAAGAGUGGAAUCGGUAUCAUGUGAUCAAUUUAAACUUGUACAAACAAGACGUGACCUUGAGAAUUUGUUUGAGUCUUUAAUAACAAUCUUUCUUUCUGUCUUUGCAGUAUGUAGUGGAACUGUAACCGUGACUGUGACGCCCAAAUUGGAAGUCGUGAAAGGAGAGACCGCCAAACUGCCCUGCACAUACACAGUGUCAUCACCAAGCAACACCGUCGUUGAAUGGUUCAUUGUAAGUCCUUCACUUAAGAUUGUUUUUAACAGGAAGCAGCUUUUCUGGCAACAAUCUGCUCCAUUACUCCUCAUGCUUAUCCACUCUCUGACUGCAUCUCCAUCUAUCUUUCCAUCUUCUCAGGAGGAGCAGGGAACCAGGAAGCGCGUCGCUUUCCACGCCCAGGGCGGUGAGGGAAAAAGUGAUGAAGGCAGCCCUCUGUCAGGCCGAGUCUCUAUCGGAGCGGACUCCACCUUGACCAUCUCGUCAGUUCAACCCUCAGAUGAGCUGAACUUCUUCUGCCAGGUCACCGCUGGCCCCUCUGGAGUUGCAGACGCCGCCACUAUGCUUCUUGUCUUCUGUGAGUCCACCAGCACCCUCUGACCGUUUAUAUGACUUCAACACGACCUUUUCUAAGAGACUCACUCCCCUCUUCACUCCCCAUCGGAUGGUGAUGUGUGGAAUUUAUGGUUUGAUUGGUUGCUGUCACCGUAGCUAAAGGUUUACGGCUUUAAUCAGAUCUGCGUGUGUUCACGCAUACUUUCAUUUAGCUGUGCCUUAAUUGUUCUAAUGCAUUUUAUUGAUUGCAUUUCAUACACACUUAAAAUAACUCAAUGAUAAACCCCUGUAGACAUAAAUAUGUAGUAUCAUAAUAUGUGAUUAGUCAUAUUUUCUGCAUUAACGGAGGAAAGAUCAGGCUUAGUGUAAUAUUUUCUCAAAGUGUGUAGGACUUCUGAGCUCUUUUCAUGCCUGUAGUAAGCAAUCCCCCAGAGGUCAAUUAGCCACAAUCUAAUCAAUCUUGACACAAUUGAUAAAUAGUUCAAUCCCACCUGUCAUGUCUCAUAUAUAUCACCUUAAUAACAGUCCAGAUUUAUCACCAAGGUGCUGAGGGGCUGACCCUGGGUGCAGGCUGCUGCGUCCUUGCCCUUUCCACAAGCAAACAUUAAUUAUAUUUUUAGCAUUUCGUAAACAAACCAAAGUGAAAACCAAGCAGGUUUGUGUCAGCGGAAAAGCAAAAUAACUCAACUUCAGUUCCGUUCACAAGUUAUCCAUUAACAUUUACGCUCUCUUAGUCUCUGAGGUUUGAAGUAAUGUCAUAAAAUAAACUAUUAAUCCUGAAUGGGGCCAGUUAGUGCUCAACAAUGCUUUAAUCCAGCUCUGUUCAACAAAGGCCUUUUGAGAUUUUACAAACCAGCGAUUACCCUUUGUCCGUGUUUGACCACUUAACCCAUUUAAAAGAUAAAUUACAGUGGGUCUGUUCUGCUUUAACUUAAUGGAAAGAAGUUAUGAGACUUCCUGAGGAUCAGUCCUGUUUCCUUUUAUUUCAGAGAUAAACAGACAGUACAGAGGAAAGAGUAAAACGGAUUUGAAAAACACAGUGCACUCAAACCGUAUUGGAAAAGCAAAUUAGAGGAGUUUUUGCCAUCGUUGAGCAGAUAAAAUAGCAUUUGGAAGUCAAGAGUUCUCAGUAUACAUCGAAAUUGCUUUUUGUACAUGCAGUCAUACCUCGAGGGAAGAGGAAGGUUGUUAAAAUACCUCAGCUGAUUUGGAAACAGCAACAAAAACAAUUCUUAAAAAACUGAGCGAGUGAGACCGCGAGAGGAAUACCCAUCUACUGUUUAUUUUUAUAAGCAGUCGACAGCUGCAGGCGGUGAUAAGAUGACCUCGUAUGUGAACAGGAGAGCAAGGGGAAAGGAAAGUAGAGAAACAAGAGGGAGCUCACACCUGUGGCUGAGUUUAUAUGUGUGUUGGAGUCAGUGAUUUUUGUUAUUUGACCCUUAUCAGCUCAUGUGAACCGGGUCACAGUGGAAUAACGUGGAGCAGAAUAUUUACUGCUCCACUUAAUUAGCAAGGUCAGCAAGGCAUGUAGGCUGGGCCGCAUGUGUGGAAGUGGAGUGUGGGAGUUUGUGUGAGUCUGUGUGAGUCUGUGUGAGUCUGUGUGUCCGUGCUAAAGGUGUUCCUUCCAGCGUAUCAUAAUGAUUUAAUAAUGAUUUCCUUUCCUUCCCUUUUCCUGCUUUAGUUGCUCCCGAGAAGCCUGAACUCACAAGGCCGUCAAGUCAGGCUAUCACCGCAGGAGAGACCACCAGCUCUGAGGUGUGCAGAAACUCUCUCUUACUGAUUUCAUUCAAACAAUGAAAACACACAUUUAAGGCUGGUUUACUUUUGUCUUGGCAUAUCAGAUCGGCACCUGUGUGACGAAAAACGGACACCCGCAGCCAAGAAUCAUCUGGUUCAAGGAUGACCAGCCCCUGCCAGAGAUCAAGGAUAGGAAAGAGAGUAGGUGUCCACUGGCUAUCUCAUGAUACAACAAGUCUAAUAACCCCCAAUUUCCACCACAUCCGAUUUAAGCCAUCCGCUAAGUCCUACCGAAUCCGUUAGUGAGGUAAAUUUCGUGGCGGAUUACAGACAGCGGGAAUCACGAGAACUCACAAGAACCCAAUCAUGUGCAAUCUCGCAAUGAUGAGUUGUCUCUAUAAAGACAGCCACAUAACCAUAUAAGCAGUAGAUUGUGUCCUUCCAGAGGAGGAAAUCCACUUCUAGAUUUCUAGAGUCAGCAUCUCCUCAUCCAUGGUGUCAUUGGGGUGAAAUGCUGUCUAAAAACCUUUCACUUGUUCGUCCCCGCCCGUUUGCAUAGAGUGAAAUAUGAUCCACCUGAAACAUGUAGUGUUUUAUUUUGAAAAGAAGCUGGAUAUUUUAUUUUGUGUCUGUGCCGGACUUCCUUUCCAGCACGGACUAACCUGUGGUGAAUUCAUGUGGCACAAAAUAGAACUUUUACAAUUGGCAGCAGACUCAAAAAGAAGCCAGGGGAAAUUGAUACAUUAACUUUAUUGGAAAUGAUCAGCUACGAUUGAAAGAUACGGCCUUUUCACAGUCGUUCCGGAUGCGGUGGAAGUUGGGGGUAAGUCUAUCAAUCAAGUUUAAGAUUAGUGAGCUCUGAUUCCUUCAUUUUUCCUCUCUUUUAGAGACCUACAUGAUUCCCUCUGUGGUUAAGGAGGCCUCAGGUCUCUUUACUAUCAAGAGCACCCUGUACAUGCAGCCAACCAAGGAGGACAAGGACUCUGUGUUCCACUGCACCGUGGAGUACACUAUGCCAGGAAACCAGAUUAAACAGAAGAAGUCCAACACUAUCACCAUCAACCUCAACUGUGAGUGGAGUGACAAAACCAUGUUUCAAUUAAGUUAACUUCAAAGGUGCCGCUAAAUGGAUUAGCUAGUUUCAAGCAAACCCAAGCUAGCUGAUUUCACAGGUUUAGCCUUUAUGGUUAGCCAAGCUACCUUAAUGCUUAAUGUAGCUUCAAAUCUGGGAAUAUGAAAGAUUUUCUCAUGUCGAGAACCUGCCCUGGAUACUGUACUGAUAUAAGCUAGCUGGCUAGUUAGUAACAGAUGAUUUGCCCUGCCCCCAAUUAUACCAAACUCUUCAAAACUUCAGAGUAAUAAAGUAACAACCCCCCCAUACAGUGUUUGCAGACGGAGAGGUGAGUCUUUCAGUCUAUUUUUGUUUUUGUAUCAGGCUGUGAAGGUGUUUAUUUCCGCUGUAAUGAUGAGCUUUUAAGAAUAGGUGUGUACGAGGCUUUUGAACUCUGCCUCAAGUGGACACUCAAGGAAGUACAGUUUUUGAUACUCUCACAUUGGCUUUAUUUCUCAAGACCAGAGUUAGCAUGUUAAAGGGAUAUUCUGGCGUAACAUUAAUUUAGGAUCAAACACACUGUAAGUUAGACACCCCUUGAGAAAUGAAUGUUGUUGACCGCUUGCUUCUCUAGUUAUACCAACUUUCGUAACGACCGCACGAUAGCAAUACACAGCGGUCUAAGGAACCAUAAACAAACCUCAACCAAAGCGCCACUCUAUAGCCACAAAUAAUGCUCAGAACAGCACCUAACUUCAUCAACAGUACAUAUAGGGUCCCAGCCACAGCACUAGCCACCAAACAUCUUUUUAACUUUGCCUGAUUUCUUUAGCAAAGAGACUAAACACAACUCUCCUACUCUCUUACAGCAGCCGCUUCUUUGUAGCGAGACCUCAGGACAGUCCAUUAUGGACUACAGCGGGGGGACGCAGCUCAAGGGAGAACAUUUAUGAUCUCUCGACAGGGUGUCUCACUCGGUGUUACGAUGUGUUUGACCCUAAAUUAAUUUUACGUCGGAAUAUCCCUUUAAUGUGUUCAUGCUGUUGAUGUUAAGCUGUUUUUGUUUUUUUAAUUCUAGCAUGCAAAAAUGAGCAAAGUAAUAAAAGGAGCAUAGCAGUGUUUAAUGAGAAUUUGAUCACAAUCUCAGAGCAGUAGUGCAGCACAGACGGCUCAAACUCUUAAUCUGGUAUGUUUAUGCUCCGUCUUUUUGUGCUUCUCGUGUUUCUUUGUCUUCUAAAUAUCAACGUAUCAAAUUUGUCAUGGUAAUCAGACAGCCUUCACUGUCCUCUUCCCUUCAUGGAUUCAUUUUAUUGAUUAUCUUUCUCCCCACCACAUACUGAGUUUUAAUUCAAUGACUUAUGAGGCGAAGAAAAGUGACUGUGCCCAUUUGGAAUGCAUUGCAGAUCUCUAAUGUAUGGCAUACAGUGUAACUCUGUAUGUGUAUAAGUCCACAGGACUUAUUUUCACCUGUUCCAUAUCUGUUCUUGUCCAUCUAGAUCCCUCUGAGAAAGCGACCUUUACCCUCCUCAACACCGAUCCGGUCAAAGAGGGCGACACUGUAACCAUGAAAUGUGAGACUGACGGAAACCCUCAGCCUGAGUUUGACUUCAAGAAGAAUGUAUGUGUUGCAAACAUUUUCUCUCGUUGGUCUAAAUUAAUGCACAAAGACGAUUAUCUGUUUCACUCCCCUGCUGAGACUCUCUCUCCUCUCCCUCUCAGGGUAAAGAGAUCAACGGUCAGGGCGGUCUCCUGGUCCUCAAAUCUGUCAAACGCACAGAUAAUGGCCUGUACGAGUGCAGAGCCACUGAUUUCGAUAACAUUGAAGCCGACCUGUCUGGAAACAUCACCAUCACUAUUCACUGUGAGUCAACACAAACAGAUGGAGACACACAUCUGUAGAUUAAAAUACUCAUGAAUAAAGAACUAUCUUCCUCUGUGAAGUUCCCCUUUAGCAGUAUUGAUUAAUAAUUGAAGUAUAAAGGGAAAAAAGGAGUGGGUUGAAAUGAAAUCCUUUCAAGAGCCUGAUAUCCAAUUCCAUUUUUCACAGUUCAUCUGUUACUUUAAUCCUAUCCCAAGUACACUCCCUAAUUUGAUCGUAUCACACUCAUUACAUGGAGAUAGACUACAAAUGGCAUUGAAUAGGCUUAACUUGGCCUUCUAAAUAGGCUUAACUUCAGAGUAAGUGCAUUAGCUUUGUACUGACAUAAAGAGCAAAAUAUUCUGCUUAGUGCAGCUGUUUUUUUGACCGCCUUAUUACAUGGUUGUUUAAGAGAUGAGAAUCUCUUUGAUCAGGAGUGCUGCUUUAACUCCCUACAUUGAAUGAAGACUGAGGUUUCAGGUACCGCUCUCCUUCUCAAUAGCUUUCUAUUCCUCCUCUGUCAGACAUCGACCCAGUGAAUGUGACCCCUGCCCUGCCUCGGGACGCCAUGCUCGGGGACAAGGUGGAGUGGCAGUGUAAGACCAAGGCCUCCGCUAAGCACACCGUCCAGUGGAAAAAGGUAUGCGCAGUUCUUAUCUCAGCCUUUCACUUUUGAUGGGUAGUUGGUCUACUUUUGGAAAUAUCUUCAUCGAAUUCCUCCUGAGCAAUCCCAGAUAUCUGUUUUUAAAAAGCAAAUCUGUCAUCCUCGAAUUUUUACAGGACUAGCUGUUUAUGUGUAAAAACGAUAAAAACAAAAAUGAGGUCUAUCCUGGGGCUUAAGAUUUUGGCAAGUUGUGAUUCCGAUUUCACCAUGAAUCAACUUUUUAUCAACACGUGGUGAGAUAAAUUCUGUCUUCAACUCCACAGACUUUACAGAAAGAUGGAUGACAUAAAAGCAACCAAAAAGUGAAAUCAAAACAUCUAGAGACUGGCUAGACUAAAGAUCGUAAACCCUGGUACAUGGAUCAAACUAUAGAGCAAAAACUCAAGUAAAAAGAAACUUAAACAUAUCUUAUGUCAUCCUAGCUAGAUCCUUAAAAAUUGAAUUAGAUAUUUGAUCCUUUAAUGAGGGCCGUAACACUAUGAUUUACGGCCCUGUUGACGAAUGGAGCUCCUACAGGGUUGUGUUAUACAUCAGCAGAGAUGAGGAGGAAUAAGAGCAGGGGAACAAGAAGGAAACAUAACUAACACCGACACUGUUGCACUUAAACCUGUAUAUCUGAGUGUGUCUGCUUUAAACCAACUCAAGAAGCUGUUGUGUUUUAGAUUGUACUGACCUGAGGGAUUGAUGCUCAUACAGCAGGAAGUUAAACGUCCGUUUUAGUUAUCAGAGGGUGCAGGACACUAAUGCCACCUUAUCAGGAAUCGAUCCUUACAGCGCAAGGUCUUACUUAACCAGUGCAACAUUCAGGCGUCUGCAAGGAGACAUAUUGUCAGUUAUUACAUACUGCAGUCAAUGGAAGACACUUUGACUAACUUUACUCAGAAUGCAGCUGUUGUGCAACAUUGGAGCCCAUAAACAGAAGUAACAAUCUGUCAGAGGACAGUUGUGGCCCAUCUACAGAAGCUGCGUUGUGUGUGACUGAAGCAACUGGAGGGCAGACAUUGAUUUUUGUUCCAUACAGCCAACGAGUACUGUAAAUUGUGUUAAUCAAAUACCUCAAUAUCUUUUAUAACCUUACUAUCAUACGAACAAACAAAAGUGGACUUCCAACGUGUAGAGUCCCUCUCAUUAGAUCAUUGUUCGUGGUGGACAUUUCUAGUGCAGUAGCAAAAUUGUACCCCAUGUAUUGAUUCAUCUUUUAAAGCAGAAAAAAAUCAUGUAUUUUUGGAGGUAAAUAAAAGAUUAUCUGUGAACUCUUACAGUCUAUUUGGAGACGGUGGUAUUCUCUGUUACUGGUGUGUCAGCAGUGUUGCAUUUGAUAUUUCAGUCUUCCUCUGUUCGCCUCUGUUUUUCAUGCGCUGAGUGAUCCUCCAGUGUCAGGCCUGUUGUUGUAGCCUGUGUAUGUACUGUUGUGUCUCCCUGGGAUGAUAGAAACCCACCGGCCGCAGGUUUUCUCGGCAGAAAGCAUGUUUGUUCUCAGCGAGAAGGAGAGGAAUUAGGAGAGACAGGUUCAUCGUGGCUGACUGACUUUGAUGUGCUAUCACGGUGUUUACGAACAGCAUGUGUGAAGCUUCUUCUGCUUUCCCAACAUAGCAGAGAGUCCUCAUGUGAGAUUUCUACAGCGCUGGAUUUCCCUGGAAUUUACACGUGGAGGAAAACAAAAGAGGAAUAAUAGCAGGACCCUCAUUUCUUUCUUUCUUGGUGUAUGUGUUCCUUCAGGGCUCGGAGGUGCUCUCUCAGGACGGCACACUGUCUAUACAAGAUGUUUCCUAUGAUAACGCCGGAGAGUACAUGUGUGUUGGAGCCGUGCCAUCUGUGCCAGGACUGACAGCUCAGGCUAGUGUCAACCUCACUGUAAAAGGUAACACACUUGCAAAAUCUGUAUACACACACAAGCUCGAUGACCUACGUGUUCAACAAACCCCAGGAAAAAGCAACACCAGCACAUCUAUUGUUGUAUUUAAAUGCCUGAAACAAUAAACAGUGGUUCUGGCUGUGUUAAGAACUGUUUGGUCAGAGGAAAGAGAAGCCAAGGGUGCGGCUUCCUACUCUGUUGAUGAUUAGAUUCAACAUGAUAUCCAAUUAUAUCCACUUUAUGCACUGUGAAACAUUAAAUAUGAAUACUUAUUAUGUUUUUGUGGCUGAAAAAUGAUAUAGUUUUCAGAGGUUUGCACUUUUAAAUCAAGAAAAUAUGCUUUUAUUUUGAAAAAAACACUUUGCAGGUAAACUGAGUUUAAAGGGUGAGCAUUUUUGAACAAAUCCUCAUUGUAUAUUAUCAGUUUCUGAGCAAAAUCCAGUGUAUUAUUCAACUCAAAUUGACUUUACAGUUAACCUACUGUAUUCACUUGCAUUUUGAAGACAGCUGGAGGAGUUAUUAUACAGACUCGAACCAGCGUUCGAUGAUUUACAGUGCAUGCACGUGUGUGUGUUUGAGUUUUUUUCUGUGUUUCUACCUUCCUUCACCGCUCUCUCGCUUCCUUUCCAGGAAAGCCGAUGAUCGAGACCCCCGCUGUCGGAGAAGUGGGGAAGGAAGGAGACAUGGUGACUCUGAAGUGCUCUGCCCACGGCUUCCCCGCCCCUCAGUUCAACUGGAAGCCCUCAGGAAAAGAGGUACAGAUGUGAAAACAAGCAAGACGAGGAAGAUACAGCAUACCAUUACCUGAUCUGCUUCCUUUCCUAGUGUGCAAUUUACAGGAGACACUUUGUAAACAGGAGUAAUUGCUUCUUUCCUGGAAGGACUUGCACACAUUUAAACACAAAUAUAGAGGUUAAAACAUGUCCUAAACAAACAGGGCUAUCUCUUACACUGUUUUCAUUACAUUGAUCAUGUGAAGUCGAAGCUAUUUUUCCUGAAACAUCUGAAGUGGGCUGGUAUUGAGCUUCAAAAUACACCGAGUUGAAAGUAGAGAAGCUGCUUUCAGGAGGGCAGAGUGUUACUUUUUAUAUCAGAUUUUAUAUGUGUGCAAUGUGGUUGAAAAGAAAGUCCUCCAUGGAGAAGAUACAGAGGGAAUAGAGCUUCAAAACUGAAGGUUUACAGAGACAAAAAGUUAUAUCAAACUUUUAUGAAGCAAUAUGGAAUAGUAUGCAAGAUCAAAAGAAAGAUAUACUUGCACAACUGCAUGAGCAGAUUGAUGUUUAAAGGAGAAUCAUGCGUACGAAUCUGAAACAAGCAUCUGUUGGGUGUCAAAAAUGAUGGUAAUCAGAUCUAAAUGUUGCUGCUCAAAAUACAGUAUAUAAGCAGAGGAUCAUAGAGGGAUAUGGUGAAUAGUAUGUCUUGUGUUUUUCUUCCUCUACUUCCAGUCCAUAUCAGUGGAAGGCAAUAAGUUGGUGAGCAUGGUGACCCUACAAGCCACAGCUGAGGUCAUGAAGGACGGGGUGACCUGCGAGGCUUCCAAUGAGCAUGGAACAGAUAGCAAGACCUUCCUGGUAUCUCUCAAACGAGGUCAGUAUCUGGAGGUGAAAGGAGAAUUUUUUUCUCCCUCUUCUUCGUCUUGUUUUCGUCUUUGAUGUUCAGUUUUUGCUUUGAAUCCUAAAAAUCAAUUGAAGUAUCGGAAAGUAUCUUCUUUUUUUACAUCCCAAAGGUUUUACUUUUGAACUCACAGGGUUUGAUGGUCUAAAUUAGUCUGCUCAUAAGUUUACACAAAAUCAGGAUUUGCAAUCUCGUUGUUAUUUGAAGAUUUGUUUUUACUGAACACAAACUGCUAGGCGUAAUUGUAGUUAAGCUAAGCUACUGCUUUACUCCCUUAGUGCCCGCCUUCGAGCGUUAUGCUAAAGUCACACUACAGAUGUGUCAUAGCAACUAAAUUUACAUGUUUGGGCCUCUUUAGCCCUUAGAAUAAGAGUGAUAAGAGUGACGCUAAAGGACUGACGCUAUGGUAUGAGUUACUAAAGCUUUAGCAUGAAACUAGCUUGUAGUUGCAAAGAGACUUUUAGCUCGCGUUUUAGAUCCAGUUUUCUUUCGCUGUUUUAUUCGCACUGACUCUUUCAUCUUAACUCUGCCCUCUUUUUGCUAACCGCUUUAAAAUGACUUGAAUCCAAAUUUUGAUCUAACCGGGUUCAACCCAAUCCAGGUUUCUCGUGCGCUUUUACUAGCACCUUAACAUGCUAGCUAAAGCCUUUUUCCCCCUCUCUUCUCCUCUCUUGCAGCAAUUGACAACUCGGCCGACAGAGGUAGAGCCUUCUCCCUUCUCCUCCUCCUCUCCUCCCUCCUACUCUCAGGACUCUUUUAUGUACAGACCCUUUAAUUUAGAAAUUCCCCCCACCACCCAACUCUUUUUGCACCGGCCCCUCCAUCACAUAGAAACACACACAAACACACACAAACACACACAAACACACACAAACUCUGCUGUACUGUAAUCUUGUAUAUUUGCCCUCUUGCUACCGAACACUGUGGAUAUUGUAUAUUGUUAUUCUUCUUCUCUUGUCACCUUUGUAUGAUGUCUGUCCUAUAUUUUGUGGAUGCUACUACAACUUUUUGUGGCCCCUUGGGGACAAUAAAGUACUCUAUUCUAUUCUAUUCCUUCCUUCCUUCUCUUGUUUCCUCACUGUGUCUCCUUUUUGGUCAUCUCUACUUUCCGACUGCCUUCUUUUUCCUGGCUUUACCUUUUCGUCGUAUCUUCUCAUUGGGGUGUUAUGUGUAGGAUUUUCUAACCGUAGCUUUUGUGUGCGUACACUGUCAGUGGCAUGCGUUGUGUGAUUGUUGCUUCGCUUUUGCUUUGCUACUCGAACUGAGAAACUCUCUUUCUCUCAAAGUGCUGCUCUCUGGAAACCCUGUGCUUACGUCAGGUCUGUAUCGCUAACCCUCUUAACAUGUGUAUGGCGUCCGUCUAGAACUGUAAGUCGCUGUGUGUAGUUAUGUCUGUGUGCACACAGAGGUUAAUGCAUUUGUGUUUACAAGAGCUCAAGUGUUUGUGUAUCUGUACUUGUAUCACUGUAGCUGAGAGGACAGACAUGAGGAUUUGGUUUUUGUGGGGGGGCAGUUAAUUUUUCCCAACAUGCAACUAAACUGUUUCUCUUUUUGGCGACUGAUUAAAUCAUAACAUUAGAAAAUAAUGAAUAAUGAAACUUUCACAUAUAUAGACCUUUAUUUUGUACCCCAGGAUGACUUAAAAUGUGAUAAAUUUGGUUUAGGAUUAAUUUAGCUUGACAGUUUAGGAAAAGGAAGUGCCGUUGACCAUGAUAACUGUAGAAUAUACAAAAGCUAUGCACCAGCUGAGUCAAGUUAACUUAUGACCAUAACUUUUCUGAUAUUUGAUGGUUUGCAAAUCUUUAAAAUCCUUUAAUUAAAAUAGUGCAAGGGCAGACAAAGAGAAUAUCGAAACUGAAAAAAAUCCUAGAUAAUAUAUAGAUACUGUCUUUUGAAAAAUAUAUGCCCCUGUUGAAUUUGAUGCAAGCAACACACUUGAAGACACACAAAAAAAUAUGUAAUGCUAAAAAAGCACCUGGAGGGUCAGCUUCCAACAAAUAACAUUAAUUUGUAACAGUUAAGAAUAUCUGAGUGUAUAAAACCCUCAGAAUUGAAGAUGGAAUGAGAUGAACCACUCUGUGAGGGACUGGGUAAGGAAAUAGAGGAGCAAUCCCAGAAUAAUGUUGACCCUGAGCCUGAAUUUGGAGAGAAUUUGGGAUUUCUAUCAACUAUAGUUCAUAAUAGAAUCAAAAGUUUAAGAGAAUUUUCAGAAAUCUUUGUAUAAAAGGAAACAAGAUACUGAUCCAUGGGUCCCCAAGUGGCACUGCAUGAAAAAGACAGACAUGACUCUGCAGUGCAAAUCACUGCAUGGGCUCAAAGUAACAUUCAAAAACUACUGCUUGUGGACAUAGUUUGUAACUGCCUCCACAAAUGCAGGUCAAACUUUACCCUGCAAAGAGUGAAAACAUGUUUAACCUUGAUCCAGAAAUGCUGGUAACUCCUCUGGGCCCAACUAAAAUGGACGAAGGUGAAGUGGAAAACUAUCCAGUCGGCUAACAAAUCAAUAGUUGAGAUUCUUUUGGAAAUUAUGGACGCGGCAUCCUCUGAUCUAAAGGAGGGAGAGACCGCCCCACUUGUUAUCGGGUCACAGUUCAAGAGGCAGUAACCCUGAUAGUAUAUGUUCAAGUCUAGUUUUACACUCCUGUGAAGGCUCCCCACAAUUUUUCAGUUUCAACAUUAUAUAUGUCGUCUUUGCAUUGUUGUCAAAUAAUUAAAGGGUUCAGUUGAUUUACAAACCAUCCAAAUCUGUUAUUGAUCAACAUUUUAUACAGCAUCCCAGCUCUCAUGGUGUUGGGUUUGUGCAUGUAUUGUUAUGUUUUAGUAUAAGAAGAAGAACACCAAAUCUGAAAUGAAGGUAGCAUGUUUGUCCUCACAAGUAUGGUGAUACAAGUGUAGGUGGAUGGGUGAGUAUGUUCAGUGUUGUUUUCUGGCUCUGGUCAGCUGUGUAGUUUUAUUUGUGUAUAUUCAGACCCUGUUUUAGGGUCACAUCACUUUUCAGCCAUUGCAUUCAAAAGUUAGUCUAACUCCACAUCCCAAUCCCCCCCUCCCUCCCCAAUCCUUUUUUUCUCCACCCAUCCAUCCAUGCAACCGUGCAUUGUCUCCUUCUGGACCCCACCCGUUCCUUUCCUCUCCCUCUCCCCAUCCUCCCCUCCCCGUGUCGUUUCCUCUUCUUUUUCCCAAAUUAAAUUAACUUCCUCUUCCCCCCUCCCCCCCACAAAUCCAAAUAAUCACUCCACACCCUUCACGAUGCCCCCACCAAAUCAAAAAAAUCACCCCCGACUCCCUCCCUUUCCUUCACUAUGAUCAAUCCUUCACCUCCCCACGUCCUUCCUCCCACCUUGGUCCAUCCCACCUCCCCUCCACCUCAACAUCCAUCCCUCCAUGUGUCCCUUCGUUGCGGCGCUGUAGCUGACAAGCAGCAGGGAGGUUCCAGCGGCGUGGUGAUAGCCGUGGUGGUGUGUGUUCUGCUGCUCCUGCUGCUGGUGGCCCUCAUCUACUUCCUGAACAAGAAGAGCAAGCUGCCCUGCGGCAAGAAGGACAAGAAGGAAAUGUGAGUGGAUGGGAGGGGAGGAGAGGGGAGGGGGAUUAAUGUUUGCAGUGAUUACCUCAUAUGUCUCAAUUAUCAAUCACAGCAGCAUUUGCUUUUGGAAGUUUAUUCUUUACGACAAAGAAUGAAACGUUAGUCUCAAAAUACUGAUAAGAAAAGAUUGAAAGUAUGCUCCGGCAUGUUGAUGAACCGUCUGAGAAACAAAGAGAGAAAAAUACUGAGCAAAAAUAAAAGCAUCAGUGAAUCAGACAUGAAUAAAACCAACAGAAUUAAAUAUUGAGCACCCUCCAAGCAGCUUAGAGAAAAAAGCAUCCGAGUAAAGUUACAAAUCAAGCUGCUUUAUUUUCUCUGUCUGCCAGCUGCCUUUAUUUCUCCAUCUCUAAUAAUUAGACCAAGCAACAUGUGACGGGCUUCCCCAUCCUCUGAAGAAGCCAUGUUUCCACAAAACAAACUAUUGUUCUGGCAUAAUAUACUUCUGCUCCCAGUUUGCAUGCAGAUCUCAGAGAUCAGUAAAUUAAUUUCAACAUUUUUUUUUUUUUUUUCUAUUUUUUUUUUUUUUUUACCAGACUCUUCUUCUUGGCUUUAAAAAGCAAACUACACUGGUUUUUGAACAGCUUGUUACAACAGCUCCAAUGAGAGGCAGGGAAAAAUGGACAGAUACUGACAACGAUGUAAUGUGAUAAUCAUAUAGUAACAAUACAAAUAAAGAAUAGAAAAUAAUAGACCUUUGAACCUUUGGGUUUGCUGGUUUUUGCACAGUAGAAUUUCACUUGGCUGUCCUAGCACUCUGAAAAACGGUUUCAGUCACAAAGUAACUUUACUCUUACUCUAUAAACAGCUCACAGAGUCUGUAAAGCAUCUGGAGUUAAAUACAAGAAGAAGAAAGUUUAAGUUGCAGUUGUUGAUGAAAGCGGCGCAGGGCUGUGAGAUUCAGAGCUAGAGAAAAGUGCAGACUUCUGCAGCUGUCGAGAAGGAACUUCUCUGAAAAAGUAAACAAAAAUGAGGUCAAGUGCAGACUUUGCUGGAUAAAACUGCAUAUUUAGAUCGUAUUCAUACACAGUUAUGUAUUUGACGGGCUUAUCUACAACAGCUCUGCACAGUUAUGGGUCUUACUCUCAGUUUUACCACCUGUGCACACAGGAGAGGUGACUAUUCAAGUAGCUGUUGAGUAGAUCCACAUGAAAUAUGAACAUUAUUAUUGCUUGAAUUGCUUGUUUCUUUUUUUGACAAUGUAAAAAACUUUAAAUAUUCACUUGAACUCUUUUUUUUUCUCUUCCUCUCUUAAUUUAGUGCCAGCGGUGAGGUGAACAACGACAUCGUGGUGGAGAUGAAGACAGACAAAGCAAACGAAGAGGCCGGUCUUCUCAACAAGAGACCGUCCACAGAACAGGUCAGGACACGUGAGGGGUUAAAGGUCAUUGAGCUCAGGACAGUUAGCUCAAGCGACUAAACUUUGCAAUACUAGACCGAUUUUCUGUUUUGAUUGUUCCUAAUUCAUAAAUCAGACAGUGAGUCAGACAGUGAGCAGGGACAAGUCAAGGAUACUUCCUCGAGUGACGAUGUAGUGAAGAAAAACAAAGUCGUUUCUGAACUGAAGGAGUCUCUCCGAUAAAACAGCCUCCAGUUAGUCUCUGUGAGUGUUCAGGCCUGUGUGAUGCAGAUACAGACACUGGGCUCUAUUCAAAGAUUAUCCACGUCUUGAUUUUAUCCAACUUCUCUGGUAUAUGCAGUUAAAUGAGGUACAUGCUGAUCAUUCCUGGGGGAAUAAGCAAUUAGUGGCAACUUAAAGCCACAUAGUCGGAUUUAUUGCAGCACAACAAGGCGGGUAAAAAUAGCCAAGAAGACAGAGACUUGCCUACGAAGAUCCUUUCUAACAACAGUGAUGAGUCUGACAUAAAUUUGGGUUUUACUGUCAGCAGAAACACCUUCAGACGAAUCUGUCAUGCUGAUAACUUGUCUGGAGUCAGUUUUAGUUUAAAAAGCACACAUUUUAAAAAGCUGCCCCUGCAUCGGGCAGCUUGAAGGAGUGUGACUACAGAGUCGUCUGAAAAUGUCAUCAGAAAUAUAAAACAUUUCAUCAUGAGUUUCAUAGUGGAGGAAUAUAUUAUGUGAGUAUAAAACAAGUUUAUGUGAGUUUUAUACGAUUUCUAAAACUACUGACAGUAAACAGUCUGACAUUUCAGGGUAGCGGGAAGAUUUUGCAGACUCAUUUCACUUUGCUUUUGAAACGGAUGAAAUGAAAUGUUAAAGUUAGCCUCUCCGUGCACUAAUGAGCAAGGCUUUUUCCCAGAUGUCAUUAAAAAUUGUCUCCCUGUAAGCAGCUGCGAACCAACGUCAGUUUAAACUGUUCUCUGAAUCAAAUAUUGGCCUGAACAUUUCGUAUUUCUGCGAAUAUUUCAGUACACCGAGUAAGUGGAUAAAGAGGGUGAAGCUUUUAAAGCUUGUAUUCUGUGAGUCCAUGAGCAGAUACACCGUCAUCUACAGUCCAUUUUAGAUCCCAAACAUAAUUAGUUUUAUAUGUUAGAUAUAAAGUCAAGCUUUAAAUAACAGAUCACAGAAAGUUUAUCAAGCAUUGGGUUGAAUAUUUUUCACUCACAUACUGACAAAAUAUUUAUUUUCAUGGCCUCAAGCUCUGAAUGCAGAUCUGUGAAUAUUCGCCAUUAUUUUGUAUGAAGAAGUCAGGUUGUAUAAUCACCAGUUCAGAGCAAGUUUCUUGUUUGUUGCAAAAAAACAAACAGAUCAGGACCAGCUGUUGUUUAAUUCCUGAAUAAUCUGUGAGCAAAUAUGUAGAGGAGAGUGAUUUUUAUUCAUAAUGUCAAGAUAAUUCUUUGGGGAGCAAUAGAUCCAUAUUUACUAUUUUUCUAAUUAGCUUUAUUGUGAAUGUUGGAGGUUUUAAACUACAAGCAUAAUGCUAUCUUUAAUGGCUGCAAAUUACUUACAUUGUUUGUGUUUUUUCUCUCUUACAGUGAUGCUGCAAGACAAUGAACGAAACCGACAGAGGGAUGAAGGGAAGGAGGAGUACAGUUAUGAAGACAACAGGGCUAUUUUUUAUUUACUACACUAGACUGAAGGGGGGCAACAAGAGGUGGAGAUGGGACAUGGGUUAAUUUUGGGGUGUGCACCAUGUUUGGGAUUGGUUUUGCUUGUUGAAGAACCUGUGUUGGACCUUUUUGGAUGGAGUUUGUUUCCUCUACCUUUAAAGCUGGAGCUGCCAUUAAAGAUGAAACUCCAUCCAUCAACGCUACCACAGGUUUAAUAUUAAACAUGGGUAAAUGUGAUAUCACUGGAUGCUAGCAUAAUCAUCUUCUUAAUCUCACUCCUAACUCACCAAUCACAUCCUGGGUCGACUCCUCAGCAGGGAAGAGCACAGUGAGGUGUGUGUAACACAAUCCAACACACAGAGGCUGAAUCUCUCUUAUCUACCCCAAAUGAAACGCAAAAUGCCAUUAAACCUCUGUGUGUCUCUGGAGUGUGUGUGUGCAUACAGUGUAACACUGACGCUCUGCUCUGUCUGGGAGUCUGCACUUAAAUUCUGUGCUCUCUGACGGGUAUAUUGGGAUAAAUCAUCACACUGUUUCUGUUUUAUUCACAUCAGUAAAACGUGAUAUUUACAUUCUCAAUAUUAAAUCCCUCAGCGCACUGUUUGGCACACAUUGCUAUAUCAUUUCCACUCAAAGAAGCUCUAUGCUAGCUUUUUUAGGACUGUUUUUUAAAUACAUUUUUGCCACCUGUGAAUGUUGAUGUACCUUUUAUUUUCCAAUAUCCCUAAUUAGCUUUCCUCAGAAACAGCCCAGAUUCUUAAUAACGCCAAUCCUUUCUCCAAAAUUGCUUGCCUUUUUUAAAUCCAGCUUAAACGACUUCAAACAAGCAAGCUAUUAGGUUGUACAAAUUCGGUUUUUUUUGCCAUUUCCAGCAUACAUGUAUAUUAUGUGAGUACAUUCACUUGUUUUUUCCACCCAUGCGCUCUUUCUUGUCUCUGUAAAUUCAAAUACUGAUUUCCCUGUCUGUCAAGCAGGAGGUGUACUGUGCUAAUGUGAAGCUCAGUGUCUGUGGUGAUUAAGCUACUGGUCUGGGACUCGUGAUUGCAACCGUUUAUUUUUUUGGCUCUUGAAGUUCACCACUCCUGGAUGAAACCAGAACGCAGCAGUAACACCCAGAAAGCCCAAUUAUCAUCACAUUUCUCUGCAAAAGAGGUGGAAUUGGCGAAAUGGUCGACAAUCUCAAACUGUGGCCUGCUGUGUUGUUCUGUCAGCCAAAAGGGUCUUUUAGGAGCUGCCACAUAGUUAUCACAGAUCAUCCUGAUAGAAGAAGAAAUCACGGGCACAGGUUCACUCUGGUUUGAUCUAGCAGGGGGGGAAGGGUUUGGGAGGGAUUGGGGAGUUGUCGCUGGAGUAUGUGAUGUGUUUUUUAUUUCUACCAAAUGAAAGUUUUGAGUGUCGCAGCACGAAUGUUUCUGUGUUUAGGUACGCAAUACUGGCAUUUUUUUGUUCCUCCUCACACUGUCAAAGAGGCCAGAGAGCUCUGGUAGCGGAUUGACGUGCUGUUUUACUUUGUUAAACACUGGAACCAAUGGCCUUAUUUUUUUGUUUUUGUCUUUUUUUGUUUUUUUUUCUAAAGGUCACCUCAAACCACUAUCACUGCCCCCAAGGCUACUUUUCUAAUGUCUGUCUACUGAUCUUGCCAUAUUGACUGUUAGCAAACCUGUGAUGGCAGGUGAAGAUAGAUGAGUGAACUCGGAGCAUCGUUCUUUUUUUUUAUUUCGAUGUUUUAUAUAAAAUUAUUGUGAUAUAAAUUUGUUUUUUAGAGAGGGGAUUCUUAAUUUUGGAACUACUGAGUUUUUCAUUUUCCCUUGCUUUUCCACUCGCUCUGAGAGAAGAGAGAUUUUUUUUUAAGGAUUUUGUUUUCCAAGAAAUUCUCAGUGCUUUACGUCUCUCUCUCUCUCUCUCUCUCUCUCUCUCUCUCAAUACUGUAUACUGUAUAUUUUGUGGUACGCUGUUGUGACCUCUGUGGUGUGUUGUUGUAUCUUAUGUUUUUUUUUUUUUUGUUCCAGCUGUGUAGAAUUUAUAAUGAAAAAAAAAAACAACAAAACCAAUCAAA
This is a messenger RNA of Xyrichtys novacula (pearly razorfish), 57918 nucleotides long. NCBI's taxonomy places the organism in Eukaryota, Metazoa, Chordata, Actinopteri, Labriformes, Labridae. The record is from the annotation of a GenBank genome assembly.